Messenger RNA from Podarcis lilfordi (Lilford's wall lizard), 82700 nucleotides. The record is from the annotation of a GenBank genome assembly. Lineage: Eukaryota; Metazoa; Chordata; Lepidosauria; Squamata; Lacertidae.
CGCGUGGAGGUCACGUGCCCAAGAGGCCGCGCCGGCCGCGCGGGGGUCACCUGACUGCCUCUUUUCUUUCUCUCCCCUUCGUCCCCCAAUACCAGAGCAUGGCGCGAGCCACGUGACGAAGGCGGGGCGGCAGCUCACCCCACCCCUCCCAAUUCGCCCCACCUCCUUCCCUUCCCCCUGAGAGGCUUCAGGCGAGCCCCGCCCCCUCGGCGCCGUCCUCCCUCGCCCCGUGACCGACCCUCCUCCCUUCCUCUUGCCCCGCCCCUCCCCUCGGAGAGCGGCUCCGGAAAUGGUCGUGCUGGGCUGCGCUGCGGCUGCGUCGGGCCCCGCUCCCCGGACUGAAGGAGACUGAAGGUAACCGCGGUGGGGGGAGGGGGGAAGGUGCGGCGGGGGGGGGGGGCGCGAGAGAAAGCCAGAGUAGGCCGCGGUUGGCGCGGUGGGGGGGGGUGGGAGGAGAGAGGCGGGGCCUCACCGGUCUCCUCCCCCUGCUGCCCCCCUCCCGCGACGAGGGCAUUCCCCCCCCUCACCCCCACCCUCUCGUCGCGCCCUGACUGGGCUCUGGCCGCCAUUGCCCCCUCGCCUACCCCGCCGCCUGCCUGGCCCUCGGAGGCCUCGCCUGAGCACCACGUGGGGCGGGAGGAGGAAGGAAGGAAGGAAGGAGACGCCGGCCGGGCUAGGCCUCGUGGUCCCCGCGCCCGGGUGAAGGGCGGCUGCCGGGAGAGAGGCGAGAGACCCGGCCUUUCCCCGCUUCCUCCUCCUCCUCCCGCUGACUCCGCUUUCUCUGGGAGCGUGGAGCCGGCCUUUGUGCUCCCGCUUCCUUCGGCCUGCGCAGGGUGCUCCUGGGCGCGUGCAGACGGCGCUUCUCUCUCGGCUUCCUCGCGUGCGUGCGAAGCGCAAGGUUACGGAAAGGGUGUUUCCGAGCAGGGGCGAAACUGGGCUUCCAUUUCACCCGGGUCAAAGACCGAGCUUGGUAUCUCUUCGCACGCGCAUUUGGGUAGACACACGCAGGCUGAGACCCUCAGUGGCUCCCCUCGGGGGCCUCACCAGGGCCAAAAAAAGCCUGGCUAGCCCCCUCGUAGCUACGCCUCUCAUUCUGAGGCUCUGUCUGCUCCACCAAACAAACCUUUCUUUCACAUAACGCCAGUAUCUUGUUUUUAAAACGUCUCCGCACCUGGAACAGAUGUGAGAUUUUUCGGUUCUGAAUUCGAGCCUUUUCUCUCGCUCCCCACCCCAAAUGCAAACUCCACAAGGCAGCCUAGUCUCCUAUAGGUCAUGCCUGUGGUGCCUGUAUUUUAAUAAGCAGUAAAUUUAUUUUUUGCCCUGCAUCUUACUCAAGCUGUGUUUUAAGAACGAGAGCUUUCCAAGCAAAUAUGCCCUUGGCACAGGCCAGUAGUGGGGGACAAAGGUCCACCCUCAUAGCCAGCCUCCUUUUGGAGAACGCCCUGAAACUUAGAGGAGCCUUUCCUUAUCUAUCCAGGUACUGAGGAGGAUUUUGACCCUAAAACUUGAGCCCUUUAUAUGUGCUGCUGUUAUAGGGCCUUAGUACAGGUACUAGGCCUCUCUCAAACUGCAUAUGAGCCCGGAAGAGAGGCCUGUGCUCUAGAAGCAUAGCCAGUCUUGCAUAACUAUCAGUAGGAACUCAAAACAGUGUCUUUCCAAUGGACAAACACUAUAAUAAACAGACCCCUCUGCUGCUCAAUCUGUAUAUUUAUGGAGCCCAAGGCCUUUCUAUGCAAGCUUCUUCAGGGUUUCUGCUAUACGUACAGUUAACUCUAGAUAAGUACAGUGUGAACAAAGUCUGAAGCCAGUGUGCCAUGAAUAAAACAUGACUUCUAAAGUGUUAAUCAAAAUUACUGAAGAAACAGAAUUUCCAGCUCCAUAAUCAAUUCUCUCCCACAAAGUAUGGGGUCAACAAAUCCCUUCUUCCCAUGAAUUGUGCACUGUUUAAGACAUGAAAUCACAUUUUCUGAAAGGAUACCUGAAACCAAAGGGGCCUUCUAGAGCUUAGUUGCAUGACAACUUUGGCAUGCUAGCGCAGUACUACAAUGUCUAAAGUUGAGACCAGCUGCUAUCUCAUAUAAUUCUAUUUGCUGCUGAAACUAUCAACCAACUCAUUUCUGUACAGUUAGACCUUGUUAAAGUCCCCUCCCUGCUUAUCUAUAGAGCCCAGUAUCUAGCACACACAGUAUUUAGGGCACCAUUUCCACAAUUUAGAAGGAAGUGUGGAGCUUCUAAGGCCUCCAGCUACCCCUAUAUGCCAUAUUUAUAGCAUUUGAUGGAGAUUGAGCUUUAAUUUUAUGCGAAUUGAGUUUAAAUAGCUUGAGGUCUUAAACCAGGUUCCCUUCUUGGCCAGUAGCCAUGAGACAAACCAGGUCUGUCCCAAAAUGUACUGGCAGCUUGUAUUUUAUGAGGUUAUGCUCUUAUGAGGCCUGAUAUUUAAUAUCUUCAACUAGCCCCCACCCUAUUUGGACUAUUAAAAUACAAGACUGGACCUUUAUAAGGUUCUUAUACUUAUAGAUUAUUUCAUUUCCUUAUGAUUAUUUCUCUUUGAGUUCCUUUACAUCUGAGCCUUUUAGACUGCAUCUGGAGGAUCCAAUCCUGCUUUCCACUGAAUUGUAACUUUGUCCCUGACAAAUCUUUUGUUAACACCCUCCUCUCAUUCUUUCCACAAUAGUUUUGUUGGUAUCACUUAUUAAAACGUUUCUACUCUACUUUUCCUUAUAGAGUUCAAGGUACCUAAUGGGUGUCCUUGGAUUUACCACUAUGCCUUUUUGGUAGUUUAAUCCAUCAUCUAGCCCUUUUCUGAACUCUGUAAAGUAACAUGGAUUAAAAUAACUUCAUUAAUGAACCUGAAUAAAAGGGAGGUGAAAGCUGCAUAACCUUGAGUGGACAUCUGAAGAUCUUAUGGCACAUAAGCUUUUGUUCUCCUUAGUACAUAUAGGCAGGAAUCAAUUGUUUUGGUACAUGCUUGUGACAUUCCAGUCUCCUAUUGUGCAUGUAUAGGACUGAAUGUCCCCAGACAGAAUACCUUUAUUGAGAGGACCAGUCACCUCCUGGAUGUUUUGGACUACAGUGAUGUUUGCCCAUGUUGGAGAAGGCUGAUAUUAUGCAACAAAACAGCCACUCCUCUGAAAUGCGCCUGCCCCAUAUAAGGCUGUGAUGUGCCUGCUGAUUGUAUAUACAUUUCCUUGGAAGUAAAACCCAUUGAGCUCAGUAAUUUACUUACAAGGCCUGCCUGUGUUCCUCUGUAGAGGUUUACCAUGUGGUGGUUUAUUUAGAUUCCUGGAUCCUGUACCCCGCUCCAUAUGCUUUGAAACUGGGGCUCAGAUCUGCCGAUAACUGCGACCCCCCCUCCCCGACCGCCUCUGGAGUUUCCAGUCCCAGUAUACGACCUCAUAAAAUGUGGCACUCCUCUCACCCCACCCCGCGUUUGAAACCUGCAGGGCUCUCGACCCCGCAUAACCUGUGGUAUCUAAGGCUACUGUUGUGCUUCGUAGGCAGUGUUUCGGUUCAUUUGGCAUAGGUAAGCACCCCGCGCAGUUCAGAAUGCUCCUGCCCUAAGUGCAUAGGACCUGCGGGGUCUGCAUUUAUGGAACACGCUGGGAAAUGUAGAUCUUCGCUCUUGCAUCCAAACAUAUCAGGGGUGCUGUGGGUGGGUGCACGCCUUAACGGGGCGCAGCAGCUGCCCGCUUUUAGGCGAAGCCGGGAAGCUUAGGAUCGCCCCGUUCUGUAGUGGUAUUGGGGCGUGGGUGCACCCUCCUCUAAAAUUCCAAGCAGCCGCACCCGGUAGGGUCUCCCCUUCCGCGGCCUCUGCGCACGUGGGAACGGGGCGGAAUCCGGGCGAGAGCUGCUCUGCAGCUGCGCGUCCACAUCUGCGGAGCACUCGCCGCGCGUAGGGACCCUGCGGCGCCGGAUCGGCCUUUCCCACCCCGCUUGUAGGCCCGAAGCCCGCCCGGUGCCUGCAUCCCGCUGGGCCCACGUGUUCGCCUCUUCCUUCCUUGCUUGCUCGCUUCGCCCUGCCCUAGGCCGCCGUCGGGGCUGGCCCUGCUGCGGCUCCACCUCCUCCGCUCCCUCCACCUCCUCCCUGGCUGGCUGUGGCUGCUACCGCGCCGGUGCUUGGCGUCCGCCUCCGAGAACCGGGCCAGCCCCACGUGCUUGCGGCGCAACUCGGGUACGGUCGGAAGCGGCGGUGGGGGGACGGGGCCCCGGCCACGCUACGCCCGCCCGCCUGCUUUUCUCUCGCCGCCCGCCGCGGGCGCUCUUGCGGCCAGCGCGCAGGGCGCCCGGCAGUCGCCACCGCGUGGGCCGCGGCUCCCUCCCUCCCCUGCGGGGCCGCCCGGCUAGGACACGUGUCCUUGGAGCAGGCGGGCCGGGGCCUGGCUUCCUGCUUGCCAUCCUGGCCGGCGCGACGCGCGGGGGAACCUCGGAGGGGAAGAAAGGCCAUCCUCCACCCCCGGAGGAGGAAGGUCUCGAGGUUUGGGGUUCUCUUUUUUUGCGCCCAUGUGCCACCGGCCGAGGUGCGUCCGGGUCCUUUCUCUCUCCAACCCCCGACCCAAAUUCCCUUUACCCCUCGCUUUCCGGUUGCGGCUGGGUUUGGGGCUUUUGCAGAGCAGGAGAGAGGGGGAAAGGGCUUGGGGUGGUGGGGGAUCUUGGUGCUUUGUAUUUAAGGCACCCCCUUCUCUGAAAUAUUGCCUGGCCCGCCCUUACUCGCCGGCUGCUGCCCUUUCCCCAAUGGAUGGCUCUUCAUGCUUGCCUUCCGGCCCUUUGUACAAAAUAAAAUAAAUGCGGAGGGUAAAUAAACCUUUGCAUCUCCUUUGUCUUGUGCCCUCUGUUAGUUUUUGCGUGUGUUCCCCCCUCCCCACGCCCGCGCACAUUGGUUGUGCCUUGUUUCUCCCAAACAUAUGUUAGUCCUCUUACCGCCCAGAACAGACGUUAAAAAUUACUCAGCAAUUUCUUAAGCAACCCAAUUUUACUUGUGCACAUCUAAACUUUCAGAUUUUGUUGUGUUGAGUUGUUGGGUUUUUAUUUUGAAAACAACAACAACCCAUAUUAAUCUGUUUGUUCAGUCCCUGAAAGGCUGCCACUUGUUUGCGCAUUUUCCUUUUAGGAAGGCGGCUUGCUGUCAUGGUGGGUUUGGAUGGUGAUUAAAGGAGAUCUUACUGUGUGGAGUAACACCAACUGUCUCUGAAAGUGUGGGAGAGGGAGGACAUCUUGAACCUCGAUUGCACAUUUCCUGGUUUUAUGUAGUUUGCCCUACGGGGGAGGGUGGAAGGCUUGUAUCGUAACAGUCCACGUUCGCAUUUCGUGCUAAACAGCGUUUCAUUGGGUUGCUUCUGGCAAUGGUGGUGGGUGGAAUUCUCUGCUAUUUUGUCUGGGAGUGUGUUUGUGUUAAGUGAAAGGGUGAGGGGAGUCAGGGAAUAAGGGUGCUCAGUUCACAUCAGAAGACUUGCUUCACUUUUCUGCAUACUUGAGUGUGGGACCUUCUGUAAUGGAGUAAUACUGUGGCUCUUCUUCUUUAUAGUUGCAGAACACAAGGGUGUGUCCCUCAAAAGUAGGGCUAGGAAAAUAUUUCAAAUUCCUAAGCUCUAGAAUAAAAAAUAAAUAAAAAUAGGAGCCAGCUCUGCCCAGGAGCAGGAAGUGUCAAAAUGCAGAGGAACUACCACCAUGUUUCCCCACCCUAUCACUGGGCAAAUGUGAGAAUCACAAGUCAAACUGAGGGGUUUCCUAGUUUGAUGCCUCCAUUGUACUUCUGGGGCUAUACUGUGGGGCAGCUGCUGGCCUUGUCCUCUGGGAAGCAGUUUCCCCUCUAUCCAAAGCGGUUUCCCCUUGUUGUCUAGCAUGUUACAUGUCCCCUGUGCUUAUCUUCUUUCACUGUUGGCAUUUGCAAGUGGUUACAGGAUUAAGCUGUGACCCAUGAAGGUCCUGGUUCAAAUCUCACUCUGCACAAUCUUAAAGGCACAGGAUGCCUUUCUGAAGGCAGCUCUGUAUCAGUGCUUGGAUGGAGGGCCACCUGAAAGUCCCUCAUCUACCCUAUUCCAUGAUGGACGAAAGGCAGAAUAUGAAUGUAAUACAUAGUUGCUUGCAGGGGAGGCCUUUGUCAAGCCUCAGACAUUUGUGGAUAAUGCUAACCUACCUUACAUUGUUGCUAUUUUUGAAAAAUACUGAGAUAAAAUGUGGAAAGGUGCUACAUAAAUACUAAAUAUUAUUGUUUUCAUUACGCAGUUUAGGAGCUGAGGCUGAGAGUGUGACUUCCCCAAGGCCAUUUGGUGAGUUUGUGGCCAAGCUGGGUUUUCAGCCCAGGUCUUCUGAAUCCAAGGAUACAAGUUUGUUCAUUUUAACCACGCUACCUGUAAUUCACCCGAGAUAAAGAUUUGUAAUGGACAGUAGCUUCUGUGUAGAGAAUUGUAUGUACCCUGGCACAUAGUGGUGUGUGUGUUAAAUGGUCAAGUUUUGUAUUUUAUUGAAUCUGCAUGCAGCAAAAAGCCUGAAUUGGUCAGUCUGUAUACUGGUGAAGUACACAAGUGCUCAUUGCAUGCAGUGAUGCCUGUAGAAUUCCCUAUACAGAAGUCCUAAAACACCCCUAAGAAGUUCAGAAGAGCAGUUUAUAUUCUCAAGACUUUCCCUUUCACCCAGAAAGGUCCUCCCUCAAUUAACUUCCCUCAGAAAUGGUGCUUGUUGCACUCUGUUCCAUGUUCACUUCCUGUCACAGAGAAGAAGGAACAAAGUUCUGCCUUCAGGAGCAGUGCAAGGAAGGGACUAAUGACAGGGUGGAGGUGCAAAAUGCUUCCUCUUUCCCUUUCCCCACUUCGUCAUCUGGAGAGAAUCCUGCCUUUCCAGGUUUCUUUUAUCUUCCCAAAUCCCUUGUUGGAGAAGGCAUUUCAGGAAACGAUGAUACUGCCACAGGCAAGAGGCACAAGAGCGCUCCCUUGUAAUUUUUGUUAAUCUGGAAUAUUAAAUUUAGCUACCUUGAGAAGUUGUGAAGCGUUGAGAGUAGAAGUGUGAGCCAGGAAGUCCCAGAUUCAAAAGUUACACAAGCCAGUAUUAGCCUCCCCUCAACCCCAAAUGAGUGAAUGAUCUUCAAAUCCAGCAUUUUCUUCUCACCCUGGCCAACUGGAUUCUUCCAGUGCCUACAAGUUUGACAGCCUUGAGUGUUCAGAUGCAGGUUUCAUAUAGCAAUGAUAACUAAUAGCCAGAGAUAGGCCCAUCCUCCCUUAAUUUGUGCCGUCCUCUUGAUUGUAUAUCUGCAAUUUGCGGUGUGAUAACUAACCUAACAGUUGCCAGGGUCACUUAAGGUAAUGUAUGAGAAGUGCCUAGAUGUUUUUACAUCAGUGCAGAUAAAACAAGCAGCUUGAGGUUUCAUAUCUGCAGUCACCAGAACACAACAAUACUCCUAGAUCCUUGUUUUGCCCAUAAACAUUCUUUGAAAGGAUGGGAGAAUAUCUGCUUUUGCUGGGAAAACAACAGCACAGUUGGCAGAGUAACUGAACUGCAUUAAAUGAGCACAAGGACAGAGCAUUGCUUUGGGAUUCCCAUACCAUCAUUCCCUUUUGAAAUGGGGAUCUAGGGGAAAGGACUUAGAUGUUAGGAGAUGGGACCUAAGUCUGUUUAGAUCUGGAGCAGGCUGCUUUUUGGAGUGCUUUUGUCAAAGGCCAGUUGGGCACCUGCUGAGAAGUUGCAUAAAAGGGCACCAUCUUGUUAUACUUUUGUUAAGUGAUGGAAGAUAUGAAAGGUUUAAGAAUAAUGGGUUGGAAUCAUUGAAUUGUAGAGUUGGAAGGGACUCCAAGGGUCAUCUAGUCCAAUCCCCCCUGCAGUGUAGGCAUCUCAACUUGUUCAUAUGUGACAAAUGGCCAUCCAACCUCUCCUUAAAAUCCUCCCAAGGAAGAGUCCACCACCUCUCAUGAGAGUCUGUUCCACUCUCAGACAGCUCUUACUCAGAGAGUUCUUCCUGAAGUUUAGUCAGAAUCUCCUUUCUUGUAACUUGAAGCCAUUGGUUUGGGUCCUACCUUCUGGAGCAGGAGAAAACAAGCUUGCUCCAUCUUCCAUGUGACAGCCUUUUAGAUAUUUGAAGAUGGCUAUCAUAUCGCCUCUCAGUCUCUUCGACACCCAGAAUAUGUGUGUGACUUCUGGUUUUGGUUGUAAGCAGCACUUAGACUUAGCAUUAGAGAGCGCAGUACCACAACUCUUAAGGACUAAGUCAUGCCCCUCCAGAAUUAGGCAAAAAUUUGUUGCUCCCUUAACAGGAUUUACAAGCGAACAACGAAGGAGCAAAAUAAGCAGGGUGCCUGUCCGGACAUCGCAAGAACCCAAGGUAAAUUGUUUCUUCCUGCCUUGUUUCUCUCAGUGGCAGCAGGGCACCAUGCUGCUCAUUCUCAAUAAAGCACAGUAAGCUAGGAGCCCUUCCCUAUCAUGAUGUGGUCGAUCAAAAGCUUUAAGUUGGAGGCGUCAAAGGAAAGGGAGACAAGCAAGGUCUGAAAGGGAACAGUGGGGAGCAAAUAUGAUUAAAUGUGCUUGGGCUUUAUUUUUGUUAGGAUAGGAGUUAUGGUGUUAGCCCAGCUUUCUCCAACUUGUUGCCUUGUAGAGGUUUUGAACUGCAGCUCCCAUCUGCUCCUGAUAGCAGUGCACGUAUCUCAUAUCUUACGCAGGGUUUAGGUUCUGGGGGUCCAUGCAUAUAAAUCUGUACUUCCAGGAAUUUCCGGAACCAGGCUCCCUGCAUGGUGGAGGACCUCUUGCCCAACUUCAGGAAAUAGGCGGAAAGGGCUCUGGCAGUGUCUCAGAGCCCUUCCGUGGCCGCUUUGUUGCGAGGGUUUUGGCAGGAUCCUAGAGUCCUCCCACCUCCUUCUCAAAGCCUAGUAAGUGCUUGCCCAGCUUUGGGGAGGAGGCAGGAGGCAUCUAGAACCAUGCCAGAGACGUUGCACCACCUCCCCAAGGUCUGGAGCCUCCCUUUGCUGGCGAUGGCGCUGGGCUGCCUGGUAAGCCCAUAAUGGUGGCCAGGGAAUAAAUAAAAUGAAGAAUGGGUUUCCUCCGCUUUCCAUUUUAUUUUUAAUUUCCCCCACCCACACAAAGCUGUGAACACAAGUAAAAUAAUGUAAGAUUGUGAGUUAUCUGUAGUCCUAAAUAUCUGGAGCACUCCAGGCUAAGGAAGGCUGUGUUAAGCAGUUGGCUUCAGUGGAGAAAGGUAUUUCUUUGAGAGGAGAUUUGUAGGAAGAUAGACUAGUCAGGGCAGUUGCAGUGCCUGCCUGAGCACCUGUGGAAGAAGUUUUAUUGAACCAGUGAAUAGGAAGCUGCUGUAAGCAGCCACAAAACAAAGAGUACAAUUCCUGCUUUGUCAAAUGCUACUUACGAAGUCGUGGGCAUCUUGCAUUCUCCAUCGGCCGUUUUCCAUUUGUGGCAUGUUCAUCCACAAAUGGAAAUUCUGCAGUUGGAUUAAUUUCUGCAGCCUCGUUUCCUAAACUCCUAUUAUACCUGUUCCUUAUUGCCCAUUUUCAGUGCUUUGAGGCAGAACUCUCAACAUGUCAACCCCCACGUUAACCUACAUUGCAUGGGUUGCAACGCAUGUAAGUGAAGCAAGAUUGAAUUUGCUGUCUGCUCGGUUUUAGCACAGCCCAGAUGAGCCAAGCAAGUGAGCUAAUUCAGUGUCGCCAUGCAGCAUCCUUGGGCAGCUGGCAUGGGCCCCAGGGCCCUGGCAUGGCCUGUCACCCUUAACGUCCCCAGGGACCCUCUUAAUGCUCCCCCUUUGUGUUCUAUACUGGUGGCCGCCAUGUAAAAUCCUUGGAAUGGCCUGGAGUGAUGCUAAAUCAAGAGCAUCAUGAAAAAUUAAAAUGGUGGCAGCCUGGUGACAAAUCAAAAGCGUGCCAUCCCAGGUAGGCCUGGCAGGAGGUGUUUAUCAGAGUGCACCCUGUAAACAAAUUAUUCCCAAAAUAAAACUUUCACCAGGGUAGAGGGGUUGAGAAGGAAGCCAUGCCAUAUCUCCUGAGCAUUUGCAGUGCAUUGGCGCCAAUCCUCAGUAGAUGGGUUGCUUGCUGUUUCUUACAGAUCCUGGUGAAGCCAAUUGCCCUGGACAUCACAGUCCCCACCCCUUCCAAAACUGUUAAAGAUGGAAUUCAUUUCCUUGUUCCCCUCAGUCCUAGCACAGAAACCUCCCCAAGUUUCGGGGUGGGCGUUGCAAGCUCUUGCACCACUGCAGGCCUCCUUGGUGUGCUUUAGGUCAUGUACUGUUCUCUCUGAGCCCCACUUUCCACCCGAGACUUCUUGCUUGUGCACCUGAAAAUUUAGAACGCUAGUGCAGCAGAUGUGUUUCUUCCACGAAAUGUUUAUUGGGUGCCUGAGAGCUGUGUAACAUGAUGAUGAUAUGAUGAUAUUUAUUUAUUUAUUUAUUUAUACCCCACCCAUCUGGCUGGGUUUCCCCAGCCACUCUCAGUAACCCUGAGAAAGGAAUUUAAAGUGGGGAAAGAGCAGAGAAAUGUGCCCCUCUUUUUUAUUUUUAAAAGGGAGGCGUCUGUAUCCCUAUUCCUAAACUUUUAUGUUGACUGUGCUCUACCACCUUCAUAGAGCCUUGCUCUCAGUUUCUGAAAACAUAAGUGGGAAAUUCCCAUACCAUUUUACUGAAAAUAGCCUUUUCUCCUGGGGAUCAUAGUUCUGUCCAUUGAAGCAUAAAGACAAGCCCCCCGGAGCAAGAUCAGAGAUGCCUUGCACCGCUUCCCUUCGAUCGGCAAGUACUGAUCAUGAUAUAUCAAGGUGAAUUUUGGAACCUCAUAGUUCAUUUGGCAGAAGAAGAUUCUAAUGUCCCUCUUACCCAUGCCCGCCCCCAAAUGGGGUGUAGUUUGUGAUGGCUGGUGACCUAGUCCAUGCAGACUGACCUGCUUUUGAUUUCACAAGUUUGGGAGCAUUUGGGCAGCCUAAGGUCAGAGUGGCUAUUGAUUUUUGCCAGUGAAAUAGCCAGUGCCACUGUGGUAUCUUCCCAGAGGUGCUUGCAUCAUCAUUGGACCCCAACUCUGACAAACAGGUCGGGGAAGUUUCCUUUUCCCGCAUGUGGGUGUUGUCUCACUUGCUGCUUUGCUUUGGUUGGCAAUUAGGGUUUGGGUUUUGUUUUUUUUAAAGGAAGGAGAUCUACACCAACAGCAAACCUUAGCAUUUUUGUAAAAGUUUAGAAUUUGGAAAAGGUGUUUUGCAUUCAGCACCUCAGCAAUUUUGCGGCAAUCCUGUCAAGGUAGGCCAGAAUUACUACCAAUGCGUGGCUGAUGGGAGGACUUGCAGAAAACGCAACAAAUUCCUGGCACGGGUGUGAUUUGGAUCUGGUGGCAAUAAGGUCCGCUGCUGCUUGGUCCCUGUGCUGCCCUUGCAGGGAAGGGCCAGCAUCUGGAGACAGAAGAGGGGGAAUCAGAGAAUUGUAGAAGGCACCAUGAGGGUCAUCUAGUCCAACCCCCUGCAAUGCCCAAUGUGAGGCUCGAACCCACAACCCUGAGAUUAAAGGGUCUCAUGCUUGUGCCCUACUGACUGAGCUAUUGCUGGUCUUAACUGGACAGGAAGAGCCAGGAUGUUGACAAGGAAUAAAGAGGGGGGAUGUGGCAAGUAGAGUUCUUAAUUCCAAAGCUUGUUAGGAAGGAGGUGAGCUCCAGUCAUCUCCAGUCAUGGGUGUGGUGAAGCUGGGUGGAAAAAAGCAUUCACAGCUGAAAAAGGGGGCUGGGGAGGGAAUGGUUAUCUGCUCCUCCCAUUUGUUCCUUGAUGUGCUAAUGGACCCUGGAGCACAAGGGAGCUGCCUCUCGUUAAGUCUCCGCCUCCCUGCUUUGGCACUCUUUAACCUUUGAUGUGUUUGUUUAAUGGGCUUGGCCAUGCUAAUCGAUAUGAUGCCGGCAGACCUUGAGUGGCUGAAGUCUUGGGUGCUUGUGAAUUCGCCAGCAGCCAGCUGGCCGGCUUUUGUGGGGAGCAGUGUGUCUUUUCCUUCCAAUACAGGAGAGAGGAGGACCCACUGCUUGGGGUAGCAGUUGGGUCAAAGUCCUGGAAUAGCUCCCUUCAAAAAUAUGACCUGCGUAUCCCUUUGACGGCAAUGAUCUUUGUGGAUUGGUGCUAACACCUUAAUGGUUACCCUUGGUGAUGGUAGCGGAGCCUUUUCUUCUCCUGCCAACCCUGCAAUAUUUUGGACAACUUUUUCCAUUUAUAUCAUGCCCUUCCUUCAAAGGAUAUCAGGGCUGCAAACACAGCAGCGAUAAAACAGUUAAAAAAUAAAAGCAUAGUUGAAAACGGUCGCCUAAUCUCACAGCUGAUAAUUUCAGGGUUGCUGGGAAUGUUAUCUUUUAGCCAUUAAAUGCCUAAGUAGACUGGAGCGCUUUAAAAUUCCUCCUAGAUGUGACUAAUAAGGAAUGCCUACACACCUCACCAGGAAGGGCACUCCCCAAAUGGAGAAGUGCCACCGAGAAGGCCCUGUCAAUGCCAACCACAUGCCACCACCAAGUUGGCUUCCCCUGCCAAGUGUAGGGCCCCAAAGUGGGUGAUACUGGGGCAGCCGCUCUUUAAAGAACUUGAGUCCAAAACCUUUUAGUGCUAACACGGUAGCUCAUUGGUAGGCAGUGGAGGACUGGUGGCAAGGGAUCCCAACAGGUUGGACCACUUGCCAACCUGGCAGUCACACUCUAUGCUGGCUGCAGUCUCUGGACGUGGGGCAGCCCCAUAUAGAGUUCAAUGCAGUGGUUCAGGUGGGAGGUCACCUGAGAUUGGGCUGGUCCAGGAACUUCCAUAGCUGGUGAAACAACCUAAGUUGGGCAUAAGCAGUCCUAGCCACAGAAGCCGCUUGAGAUUCCAGUAACAUGUUGGAGUCCAUGAGUUCUCCCAGGCUACAAACCUGUUCCUUCAGGGUUGUGCAACUCCUCUCAUAACUGGUUACCUACCUAAUUCCCGGACACAGGAACCACCCACCCACAGAACCUCCAUCUUCUCGGGUUUCUCCCAGACACAGGUCCUGAUGUCCUCACUUUCCAAAAUGUAUUUAGUGUACUGUCUCUUGCUGCUCCUGAGUUUUUUGCCUUGCACCCUUCCAUGUGGAGCUUGAAUGCUCUAGACCUGAGAUGUCUUAAGCAGGGACUCAGUGUGGUUGCAACCCAAACUGUGAAAUACCUUAAGUCUUAAGUAUUCAGAUAUGCUAAUGAAGAACUGUGUUCUGAGUUAGGAGGCACCACAAGGAUCAUCUGGUCCAACCCUCUGCAAUGCAGGAAUUUUUUUGCGCAAUGUGGGGCUCAAACCCAGCACCCUGAGACUAAGAGACUCGUGCUUUAUUGACUGAGCUACCUUUCCCACCUUCCCCAAACUCUCCUUCUUGGCCUUGUUUGAGAAACAUUGGCCCAUUCGAUGGGACCAAAGAAAGAAGUGACUGGCCAUUGGGGAGAAAAAGAGCAUUGUUGUCAAUGCUUCAAUUGUGGCUUGGGCUUUAGUUCUGUGCAUGUGUGCAGUGUGUGGUGCUGUCUGUGUUGGGUUCAGGCCUAACGCAGACUGAUGUGAUGUAUUUGCAAUGUUGAUUCUGCUGUUGGCUUGUCCCUUUGUUUGUGUGUGUGUGUGUGUGAGAGAGAGAGAGAGACAGAGAGAGAAAAAGGGGAGGUCUUUUGUCUCAUGUGAAGAGAGUUUGCCUCUGUAAGGCAUCGGGUUCUGAGGUUUUCUGUAGGGAUUUGAGCAUGGGAAUGCGGCUUUCAGACUUUCCUUGUGCAUCUAAUUAUUAUUAUUAUUAUUAUUAUUAUUAAUAAUAAUAAUAAUAAUAUGUUGCCCUUCUGACUGGGUUGUUCCAGCCAUUCUGAACAGAUUCCAACAAAUCAAAACAUCCAACAAAGUAAAAACUUCCCUAUGCAGUGAUACCUCAAUUUAAGAACAGCCCUGUUUAUGAACUAUUCAGUUUACAAACUGCGCAAAACCCGAAGUCCUUUCUUAAACUGAAAUCAUUCUUAAACCGAGGCGCACUUUCCCUAAUGAGGCCUCCUGCCGCUGGUGCUCUUCCACCGUUCAUAUUCCGUUCUUAGACUGAGGUAAAGUUUGCAAACUGGGACACCACUUCUAGUUUUGCGGAGUUUCCAUAGGGAGGGCACCACUGCCGAGAAGCCCCUCUGCCUGGUUCCCUGUAACCUCACUUCUCGCAGUGAGGGGACUGCCAGAAGGUCCUCUGAGGUAGACCUCAGUGUGAUUCUGGGCUGAACAAUGGGGGUGGAGGCGCUGCUUCAGGUAUACGAGGCCAAAGCCAUUUAGGGAUUUAAAGGUCAGCACCAAUACUUUGAAUUUUGCUCAGAAACAUACUGGGAGCCAGUGUAGAUCUUUCAGGACUGGUGUUAUAUGGUCCCAGCGUCUGUUCCUAGUCACCAGUCUAGCUGUCGAAUUCUGGAUUAAUUGUAGUUUCCAAAUCGCCUUCAAGGGUAGCCCCGCAUAGAGUGCAUUGCAGUAGUCCAAACGAGGGAUAGCCAGAGCAUGCACCACUUUGGUGAGACAGUGCAUAGGCAGGUAGGGUCUCUGAUGGAGCUGGUAGACAGUGGCCCUGGACACAGAAGUGGACAGCUGUGAGUCCAAAAUGAUUCCUAGGCUACACACCUGGUCUUGAACUGUUAUUUACAGGUAGAUUCAUGAAGCCUGCUUGGCUACGAGAAGCCAUCUGUUGUUGGUGGGAGAAGGUUGUUUGAGAGAAGGCAUUGAGAAAAUGGUACCUUCUGGUAAUUGCUUAAGUGAUUCCUAUAAGUUCCCAGAAUGUACGGCAGUCUUCUGUUGUGCAAGCCGGCGCAUGGGUCGCUGCUGUUCCCAGUUUUCAGAUGGGGAACUGAUUCUGGGGGUGAUCCUUGCCUGAAACCACGCUGUGUUUAUAGUUGUCGUGGGACAUGCAACCCCAAGUGUCCCAGGCCCAGCUAGUGAAGUACUUAGACAGGAGCUGCACCAGUCAACCCCCCCCCCAAAAAAACCCCCACUAGGGCUGCUGCUUUGCAAAUUCCCUUAGCUGCUUUACUCCUCUCCCUCUUAAGGCAAGUGUGGCUGCCUCUUGCUGCCCCCUCCCCAUUCCAGCCACUGCUGCUCUUGCUGAUUUUGAAGGGCAGAGUCUGAAGGGUGUGCAGUUCUCUCUCCUUGGCCUGCGUCUUCUGCACUUCGGGAUGGGGUGAGGCAGGGCGCCUUCCCGGGCGCAGGGAGGCUUCCUGUGGGUGUAGGCACCCGCGAAAUGGCGCAGCACCCAGACUUCCUCUGCUGUCUGUCUCGUGCCUGCAUUGGCAGCACAGGUGGGUGCCUGGUUGCUUGGUCCUGCCAAGAGGGAAGAGGCUGGGCUGGGCUGGGCCAGGAGCCUGCCUCCUUCCUCCUCUUGCCUGUGCAACGCGAGUGACUCAGGCGUGUAGGCGUGGGAUUUUCUCCGACUGGUUUGGGCAGCGCUGGGGCCGAAUGGCUGUGACUGUGGGUGGGGUUUUGGGUGCUCCCUGGUUCUCUUCAGCCUGCCUCUCUCCUCUCCCUGUCUCGGUGUCUCUGCAGUGCAGCAGACUCUGCGAUCUGACACCACCGGCAGCUCCCGGCACUCAUGUUCCUGGCCUUCCCAGGGUGGGGGUGGGGGGCUGUCCCCUGCCUUGCCCAUGUUUGGCAAGCCCGACCCUCCAUGCCGCUCACCAGCAGGUUUGCAGGCUGAUAUUCUCCCCCCCCCCCACUCCACCCAACCACCCUCUGUCGUUUUCUCAAAGUCUGGCAGAUGAAAAGUCUCAGCUGCUUGCAAAACUGGCCUGGGGUUUUUCCUACUUAGGGGUGAGUAUUUUGCAUCUUUUCUGUGCAUGUUUUGAGGAUGGCGGGGUGAGGUGGGGAGGCUGUUCCACAUUGAGACCUCGACUUUCUGCUUGCCCCCGUUUUGGGAAGGGGGUGGCAUGGAGCAGGGUGGGUGGAGGAAAGGAAUUGCAUAGCAAAUAUCUUUUCUUCGUUGCCGGUGUUGGUUAGGGUUGGGCCUGCUCUUCGAGAAUGCCUCAGCCUGGGGAGGGAAGGGUGCUUGGCACGGGAGCUGGCCUGCCUAAAGAAUUAACUGGGCAUAUUUGGAGCGCCGGGGAAACGACUCAUGCUCGCAGUUGCCUCUCCCCAGACCUUGGGGUGGUGCUGACUGUCUGCAAAACUUCGCGUGGGCUUUUCAGGGGAGACUAGCUACUUCAGCUGGGCCUCCCCUAAAGCAACGAUCCAGCUCCCUGCACCUCCUCUGGGGCCUCUGGCUUCAGUUUUUUUGGGCUGGCUCCUUUUCUUUCUGGGAGCAUGGCUGUCCCUGCAGUUUGGUUUUGCAAGAGGUGUGGGGGUGCUUCUGUUUCCAUGUCUGGAAAAUUGAGAACCGUUUGGGGUGGUGUCUCCUGGUAGACGUGGCCCCAUCAGGCUGUGUGGAGCUGCUUCCUAUAGGAAGGGCUGCUGCAUGCUCCCUCCUUGCCUGUCUGCGUGAUGCUGCACCACACUGUGUCUAGAUGCUCAAAGGUGGGGGGGGGGAUAAUUGUUGCAAACUGUGCAGUUGUGGUCUGUGCAGCUUCAGCUGCUCCCCCUCUCCUAAAUCUGCGCGCGCGCACACACACGCACACACACAUACACAGAAACGUAGUAUGUACUAAAUUAUGGUCCUUAAAAAAAACGUAUCCCGUUUUAGUAAGGGCUGAGGAUACUGGGGAGAAGGGAAGUAUGAGAACUGGUGGCUCUAAUUCUGAGCAGAGGUGAAGAAAUUGGUGCUGAUGUGCCACCCACACCCAGGACCACCACAUAUACUUAAGUUUUUUUAUUGUUGUUGUUGCCAAUGCCCUGGGAAAAUUUCAGAAUCAAAAGGCUUGUUAGGGUGCCCUCGGCAAGGCCCCCCACAAAUAUCUGGCCACGCUGUUCUUGUGUGCUGAACUGGAGCCCCGCAGAAGCCUCCUGAUCCUGUCUUGGUUUUUUGCCUCCUUUGCAUUGCGUACGUUUCCUCCUCUCUCCCAAAGUCUUUAGUCGCCUGAAACGCUGACAGCAGCAGCCCAAGGGUCAGGUUACGCCAGGUCUCUGGGUCUGUUUGGGUAGAGUGGCUCUACCUUGCUUUGUGCUGGAGAGGGCACUGCCCCUGUCCAGACCAAAGGGAUCCUAUUCCCAUAAGGUUCCACAGGGCAGCUGUAGGACUGUUUACUGCCUGGCGUCCUGGAAGACGUUCCCUCUGCCUUGCCACCCUGGCCUAUGCACCUUCACCCAUCUGCGUGUGCUUAUGAAAACCGCAGCCAGUUAGCCCUUGCUUAGGCUGAGGCCUGUAGACCAGGGGUCAGCAAACUUUUUCAGCAGGGGGCUGGUCCACUGUCCCUCAGACCUUGUGGGGGGCUGGACUAUAUUUUGGGGAGGGGAUGAACAAAUUCCUAGGCCCCACAAAUAACCCAGAGAUGCAUUUUAAAUAAAAGGAUACAUUCAACUCAUGUAAAAACACAUUGAUUCCUGGACCAUCCGUGGGCCGGAUUUAGAAGGCGGUUGGGUCGGAUCCGGUCCAUGCUGUAGACCAUUAGGAGGCUUCUAAACCCACCUUAGCCCAAGCAGGCACUUGGUGGAGCAAACCUGGGAUGGGACGGGGGUCUUUUCUUGUCCUUUGUUGGAACUGGCUGCUCAGAUGUUUCCUCCUCAUUCCCACCCAGGUGAAUUUAGCUGCUUUGUAAUUUAAUAUGCUGGGUGGGAUUGCAACACGGUUCCUUUUUGACUUGGCCUAUUGCACUAGGGAGCACAAUAGCAAGAAGAGCUGGCAUGCUACCUCUGCAGUAAAUGUGUGAGGGGCACCCACUUGCCCCUUGUAGUGACCGAGAAAAUGGGGAGGACGUGUUGCGAGGGGGUAGUGGGGAUCACCAUGGUGCACUGGAUUUGUGUGUCUGGUUUGGAGGCAGAAAACGCUGUGGAAGUCCUUGGCUGGCCAGCCAAAAUAUCUAGAGUUGAAGCUCCGGGGUUGGGUGGAGGCCGUGUGGGGAAGUGGUGGGUGCUGCUGCACUACCCUAUGUGAGAGCUGUUGGCGGGGAGAAUGAACAGUGUAAACAAAGUCUCUGGGCUCCAGAGAGGUUCUCCUGAUGAACCCCAAGGACUUUCCAGCUCUCUCUCACCAUUUCCAUUUAUUUAUUUCCUGGCACCAUGUGUAUAUGCAAUCACAUGGGAGGUGGAGGGAUGCCUGUAUGGUGGAAGGCCCCAGAGCAAAGGCCAAGGCCGUGAAAAUGGGUUGACUUCUUCGCAUUAUUUGUAUACAGUCUAAUGGCCAGCAAGAGUCGAUAGAGAGUAGAGUUGGGAUCAAUUCAGAGUCUGGGUCUUAGGUGGGUGGUUCUCAAAAUGGUUUCUUACUGUGGCCGCAAGUGGGGCCAGAGACAUGCAUGAUAGCUGCCCUGAUAGCCCCAUGCAUCCAUAUCCCAUAUAGAUCAGUGGAACAAACUGCGGCACCUUAGCAGUUGCAUUCAAGACAUACGGGGGUCUUGGAUAACCUCCAUCCUUCAGCUUACCCAGAGAGACUUGGCUCCGACAUUGGUCCAAAGGCAUUCUACAUACUGCACAUCUCUAAGUGCAUCUUUUCGUUGGGUGCCUCUUUAAUGUGAAUCUUUAAUGUGAAUCUUUCAUUGUGUGGUGCUGCUUUGCUUUCAAGGACUGGGUGGGAUUGAUCUCAGCUUCUCUGCUGGAUGCCUUUCAGGUGAAUUGGGAUAGAAGAGUGCAGUUUACAGCCAAUUUGAGACCCUUUUGACACUACCGCAGCAACUUUUCAUCUGAGAGUUGUUGGGGUUUUUUGAGAGAGAUGAUUAACUUAGGGCUGAAUGCAAGCUGGCAAGGUUUUGUGCCCAGAAUUUUUAAAAAGUCAAUAUUUCCCCCCAGAUACUGUGUUUGGGCAGGUGGGAGAUAACUUUUUGAAAAAGCUUCUUAAGAAGCAGGAGACAUAGAAGAAAGGAAGACAGAAGCCAUUCAUCAGAUAGCCCUAUGUUUCUCUGGGAAUUAUGGGUACUAAUGAGGGUUCAGAAGGUCCCCCUUCCUCAUUCAUAGUUGUUGCAGGCAUGGUGGCUAGAAACUUGAUUAUAUGUAUAUAUAUAUAUAUAUAUAUAUGCAUAUAUUAUAAUGUUUCAGUUGCAAAUGGAUACCUGCACUUCCUAGGUGCCCUCCAAUCAGCCCCAAGCAGCACAACUGAUGGAAGUUGUACACUAAAACAGAUGGAGGAACUAGGUGUGUGGCUGCUGGAGGCCCAUGUGGGUGCAGAGCAUCUUCAGGUGAAAUUUAAGCCAAGGCACUCUGCGCUAGAUGAACAUCAAGCUGUCUAAGGAUGCACAGGCAUAAGGUUAGGGAGCGAGUCUACAGUGGGGUGGGGGCUGCACCACUAAAAAAGUGCGUACAAGCAUAAAGGUACAUGGGCUGGCUAUUUAUCUUGGUACCAAAAGAUGCAGUUGCCUAGGAGUCCUCUGGGACUCUCAUUGGCAACAUCCAUUAUAGCCCCUCCCCUGAAUUUUGCCUGAAGUUGCUGCUAUUCCAUUUCUUCUCUGAUCCAAUCGUCAUGCGGCGCUAUGAGAUCUGUCCGUGCAAUGGCACUCAUGCUACUUGGAAGUGCGGUCUGGAGGGCUGACAAUCCAUCCUUGUUUGGGCUGCUUCUGUUUGCCCUUCCAUUCUGCUGCCGGGUCCAGUUUUAGCUUGGAAUUUUCCCCUCCGCCUCUAGUUGUGUUGCGUUCCUUCCAUUCUUGUUUUUACCAUGCCUCUUUUUCUCUAUGUCAACAGGUAGCAAGGGGAUCCUUAUGCAGCACCACGUGAAAUGAACAAAACUCCACAGCCCUCAGGAGGAACCCCAUCAGCCCCACACCCCUCCCCCUCUCCUGGACUUCCACAGGUAAAACGAUUCUCCCUCCCAAGCUGCCAUGUCCCCCUCUGUUUUACAACACGUAAUAAAAACUAUCAUCUUUUCCCUGUUCGCAACCUCCAUUGGCUGCUCUGUCUUCUCUGGUGGCUCCUCUUUAACACAAGUUGUCCCACACACACACACACAUGCACACCUUUCUGCAUUUCUCUUGCCUUUUGCUUGUGGGUCAGUUCUGCACUGUGGGUCCAAACAACCUUGCAAGGCAGGAUUUGAUUGGACGACCCUCUUGAGCCUCCUUUGCAAAGUUUGCCUUAGGCUCUCUGGGUGCGCUGAGUGUUCGCACAAAUUUUCCACGCACCCCAAUCUUGCUCUCUAGAGGGUGGGGUUUGGGUGUGGGUUGGGGGCAGCUACGGAAGCUGCUAACUUCCUCUUCCUCCCUUCUCCCCCUCCCCCAGCAGUCAGCAUUUCCUCCUGGCCAGACGGCACCUGUGGUUUUUAACCCAGCGCAAGCUACCCAAAUGAAUACGCCUUCCCAACCUCGACAGGUAAGGGGGUGGCCGCUCUUGCCACUGCUGCUCUUCGGCCGCGAGAUCUCUGGGGUGGCAGCCAGGCCUUCUCUGAGGGGCUGCCAAACAGGUUCUUCCAUGUGGCUCGGGGAUUGCCGGGCAAAGGGAGUCCUGGAGGCUGACUCCGUCUGCAGGCGCCGCUGACUCAGGAGUUCAUCUGCAGCACAUGCUGGGUGGAUAUGUCUGUUUGGGUGAGCGCAGCUGAGACAGCCAUGAAGGCAGAGGUGUGGUGGAAACUGCCCUAUCCUUGGUCCUCACACAGUGGGGGGUUGGGGGGGUUCUGAGAAGGCAGGUAGGGCAACUAGAUAACUCCGAGGAGUGAGUUGGUGGCGGUGGCGGGGGGAUGCUUGUUUCUGUUAGUGAUGUUCUGCUCUUGUCUCCUCUCCCCUCGCUCUUUCCUGUCUUAGUUUCCAGCAGGGCCUCGUGCUUUACAUCAGCAGGUACUAACCCUUCUCUACUCCCUUCACCGCAUGCUGUGUAUGCAAUCCGGGGCUGGGCUGGGGUGCAUCUACGUUGGGGAGGGGGUUUCCUUGGACACUGCAGGGAAACUGGCUGGAGAAGUGUAGAGGCUGCUGGUCGUUUGUCCUGGCUGGCAAGGCAAGAACAGCCCGAGAUGUGUGGUGCACAUGAUGUAAAAGACAUAAGCUGUGAAGCCCCUGGUCCAAAAUUUUUGGCUGCUGCCUGAGGUUGUCAGGUGGCCCAAGGCAAGCUGCACUCACUUGCCCUCAGCUCUCUGUCCUCAGUAAGAGGAUAAUGACACCAGCCACACCUUACAGGGGUGUUGCAGUGAUCACACGAUAAUAGACGUGAGAUGUUCCGGAUGUUCUGAAGUGCUGGAUGAAUUGCAUUCCUAAAGAGAAGCAUUUUAAAGCACACAGAGAGGAAAUGAAUUAAGUCAAAUAGGAAAAUAAAACAUGGGAAGGCAAAUCUAUAUCUCAGGUGCUCGGCUGUGUCUGCUGAUCCCAGGGGUGACUGGGCUGCUAGGGUCUGUUUGACUGCAGUGUCCAAGGCAGAGGACUCUCCCCUUCCCAUGUGACUUGCAUGACAUGCUGACUCAUGACAGCUGCUUCCCUGCUGCUGCUGCUGCUUCUGCUUGCUUCUUCCUUGUUCUGUGCCACCCCUUCCCUUCCUGUGGAACAAGCUGCCUGUCUGUGCCCAGAGAUUGGUUUUAGGACCAUUUCGGAACUGUUGGCUUGCUUUCCUUUCUCACCCCCCCCCAGUUGCCCUUUGGGGUGCCAUGGAGAGAUGACGAGGCUUCAUAGUGUUGCCCCCCAGACAUUCUCUCGAAAGCUUCAGUUACUGUUAACUUUGAGGGGAUCUGACCCAAAAAAGGUUGGAGGUCUUAUUCCAGGGGUGGGGAACCUCUGGACCACCAGACAUAGUUGUAGUUCCCUCGUAUCAGGGCCCAUUCAUUGGGGGUGAUAGGCGUUUUAGUCCAGCAAAAUAUGUAGAGCCAUAGACUCUCUCAUUCCCAGACGUUACACAUUCAGGAACUGUUUCCUGUAACCCUACAUGCUUGGUUAGGAGUUUUUAAAAGGUGUCACCUAGGAUUUUGAAUCUGGUCUCGUUCCUCCUCAUUGGUUCACUCUGAAGAGCCCAAUCCACUUGUGGUCAAAUAGCACCUGUAAUGCUAACUGAAGAGAUUUGUAUCUUGGCUGCCCCUGUGCUAACCUUGCUGGACCUCAGAUUGUAUUCUCAUUUGAAGCUGGUGUCCCAGUGCCUAGUCAGAACUCCUGACUCCUUGAGUCAGCCUUUGGCUGCGUGGGUGUCAUACACACACACAGUGGACAAAACAUGGAGCAUGGUUUUUCAGUAGAGAAUCUGUGGACCGCUUCAGAUCCCCCACUCCAGUGUUUCUUAAACUUGGGUCCCCAGCAGCUGCUGGACUACAGCUCCCAUCAUUCCUAGCUAGCAGGACCAGUGGUCAAGGAUGGUGGGAGUUGUAGUCCAACAACAGCAGGAGACCCAAGUUUGAGAAACACUGGCCUACUGUGUCUCUUGCUAAAAUACUGGGCUGGGAAUGAGGAAAUCUGGACUUCAGGUUUCACCUCUGCCAUGAUCUCAGUGUGUGACUUUAGGAAGCCACCACCUGUCAAUAUUAGCCUUCCAGAGAAGAUGAUAUUGGCCUGUAUUAUAGUACUGUUGUCAGAGUGAGUGAGAUUUAAAAAAAAAUAAAUUAGCUGGGAAUACUUCAGUUCCACAGUUCAAUUUCUGAAGAUGACCUGUUAAGAAUUAUUGCUACUCAAUACUGGUUCCCUUAGUUCAGAACUGAUUCACUGUGUUAAAUUACACAUUCUAGCAGUUUUCCAGUUUGCAUGCCCAGCAUCUUAAGGAACUGCAGAGUAAAGAGCACCUUCUGGGUGCAUAGAGGGGACUGCCCCAAGGUGGCAAGUUGAUGAUGCAGGGGGAGGCAGCUCCACCUGACAUCUAUGUUGAUGACUAUCUAGAAUAACCCUUGUCCUCAAUGCUUGGAUGGCUUUAGAGCGGAUAGGACAAAAGCUGUGGAGAACAAGGCUCACGGUGGCUGCAAGUCUGGAUGUCUGCAUAGCAGCUCCAGUAUCAGAGGCAUUUGGCUCCUGAAUACCGGCUGCUAGGGAUCAAGAGCUAUCAUGCUCAUGUCCUACUUGUGGCUUCCCAAUGGUUGACCUCUUUGGGAAACCAGAGGGCAGGUUAGACUGGCCUUUGGUCUGAUGCAGCAGGGCUGUUACCAUUCUUCACGUCUGCCCCCCGCCCUCUGGGGACGUCACUAUGGAUCUGGCUGUUGCUAAUGAAGCCCAUGAGAAGUAGCUCGGCAAGAGGUUCCUUGUCACGGCGAGAUAUGCUGGUGGGUCACUGGUAGCCCACUCCCAUCUGUGAUCUCCUCUUCUGCUACAUUGCCCCUUGCCCCUUGGGGUUUGAAUUCCCCUCUUUACCUCUUCCAAUUUGCACAGCACUGCCACUUUGCUAACUACUGAGGCCUCCAGCUGCUUUGGGUUCAAGGCUGUGCACAUGCGCAUGCAAGUACACAUUUGCAGUUAUGGCUCAUUUGGGCUGUGCUUAGAAAGGGGUUGAGGGUGGCUUUGCCCUUCGUAACCACACAUGGCCUCCUUUGUGAUCCCAAAGCUUCCCCUCCCUCGCCCAUCUUCCCAUCUUUUGAGGGCCCACCCAAGAGUUUAGAAAGCUGGAAAACUGAGAUAGUGUUAUGCACUGGCUCCCAGUUUGUUUCCGAGGACAAUUCAAAGUGUUGGUGCUGACCUUUAAAGCCCUAAACGGCCUCGGUCCAGUAUACCUGAAGGAGCGUCUCCACCUCCAUCGUUCUGCUCGGACACUGAGGUCCAGUGCCGAGGGCCUUCUGGCGGUUCCCUCACUUCGAGAAGCCAAAUUACAGGGAACCAGGCAGAGGGCCUUCUUUUUUUAAAAUAAUAAUAAUAAUAUUUAUUAUUUUUAUAGAUUACAAAAAGAGAAAAAAACAGAAAAAAAGACAAAGAAGAAAAGCAAAAAGAAAAAAACCAAUACAAUACAAUAUAUAAACAUUGCAAAACACAACCUAAACUCAAAACUAAACACAUUAAACUAAACUAAACAAACCCCACUCCCUAACCUUAACCCUAAAUGAAACAAAACAAAAACAAUUUAAAAACAUACAUCAUCUCUUUUCCGUACUCUAUCUUUCAUUCCCUUGUUUCCUCGACCUCCUCUCACCUCCCUUUUGUAUUCCACUUCUAUUAAUUGUUUCAGCAAAUCCUUUCCAUCUUUCUCCAUUUUCUAUCAUAUUGUAAAUAACAUAUUUUUAACCUUAUUUUCCAUUAAAACUAAAAUACUUAUAUAUGCUUAACUCCUUAUAAUAUUUCUGCUAAGCCCAUAAAAAAAUCAUUCCACCAUUUUUCUAUCACUCAUUAGUUUUACCAUAAGUCUAUAUAUAAACUUUAAAUUUUCCAAUCUUCUUCCACCAUCUCCUCUCCCUGGUUUCGGAUUCUGCCAGUCCUUUCCGUCAACUCCAUAAAGUCCAUCAACCUGGUGAUCUUAUGUCCGAGGCUCUUAACUCUUUUCCAAGUCCCUUCUGCAGGUCUUCUUCAUUUUCUUUAAUGCUAAAGAGCAAAUCUCGGGGAACUCCAACCUGUCAAUCCUUUUCUUCCUUCUGAACAGAUCAGCCAAAUUUCCAUAGUUAAAGCUACAGUCCAUAAAGUAUUUCAGGGCAUAUUUCAAGAUUCCUCCAAGUCCAAAGGCCCCCAAAACUUCAAUCUCCUCCAGGCCCGAGUCCAUGUCCCAAAAGUCAGUUAAUCCCUGCAUAGAGGGAUCUUUCCAACUUUCCUUCUUUCGUCCAAGCCGGGAUCCAUUCCUCGGAGUCUGACUUUUCUUAGAUUCAAUCAUAAAAGGCCUCAACUUAUAGUCCUCAAUUUGCUUCUGUAAAGCCACGGAUCUCACUUGUAUUACUUUAUGUUCAACAACAGCAGCAUUGUCCUUCUCCUCCUUCUCCUCCACCAUUUGUCCUGCCAAAAUGGAUUCCUGUACCAAGUCCUAAAUUAUUUCUGUGUUGGUGUUCGCUUUUUGACUCAAAUUAGUCACUUUCUGUUCCAAAUUAUCAACUUUAAAAGUUAUAUCAUCCAUCUUCUUGUGAAGCUGUCCCAGCGAACAGCUUAUCUUACAUAAAACAGUCACAAUGGCCUCUCCUGUCAACAUUUCUAAAUGGUCCAAGGCCACUCUCUGGUUCUCAGAAUCCUUAUCUGCAGCUGGAAAUCCCCCAGUUACAGUAACAGUUUCAAAAGCUCCCUCUAGAGGGAAACAGUCUCCACUUGUAUCAGUUCUUUCAGGCACAACUCAAGCAUUAAAGAUAAAUUUUCAGUUACUUUUCCUCUUUUUUAAACGCAGAGGAGGACAAUGGAAACAGUAUCUUACUCUUAUUUAGCUAGCUGUCAAAUCCGUUCUGUCAAAUGCACUCUCUCCAAACGUCAUCUGGCAGCCUGUUCCCAGGUUCAGAGCAGUGGUAAUUUGAUUUUUCACUCUCUCCUGCAGGCUCACUAGAUCCAAAAUUUCCCCCUCUUCUCCUGCUUCCAAGGGGGGUUUUGUAUUUUAAACCGAUGGAAAUUUAAUCCUUUGCCAAAAGCUUUCAAAGACUUUAACUUGUAACGUCUUUGCUUCAGUCUAUUUACAAAAACGGAAGGCGGACUUCCUGUUUAUGACCUUCCCGCUUCAGUGCCAAAUUAAAGUAUUUAAAAAUCCAAUUUUCCGUUUUACUCAUGAGUAGUUGUUUAAAAUCCAAUUGUCCACAGGAAAAAGUCAGCGCUCUCCGGCAACAGCAAUGCGGCUUCACUCCGUGAAAGAAGCAGUCGAUUCAAAGCACCGCGCCACUCACCCCACGUCGCUCCGGAUCCCCAAAACAGGGUUUCCCCGCGAGUAGGGGAGGCGCAAAAGGUGCCAGCCGAAUCCCAGGUUCACAAGCUUCUCCUGCUUGUGAAUUCAAUGGGUGUCCACCUUCGCCGUGGCAGUCAGACCCUGUUUUUCACGGAGCAAGUUCCUCCCGAACGGAGGAGCUCCGCCAUUGCCGGAGGCGCCAACCCGGAAGUCCCAGGCAGAGGGCCUUCUCAGUAGUGGCACCCGCCCUGUGGAACGCCCUCCCACCAGAUGUCAAAGGGAAAAACAACUACCAGAUUUUUAGAAGACAUCUGAAGGCAGCCCCGUUUAGGGAAGCUUUUAAUGUUUAAUAGAUUAUUGUAUUUUAAUAUUCUGUUGGAAGCCGCCCAGAGUGGCUGGGGAAACCCAGCCAGAUGAGCGGGGUAUAAAUAAUAAAUUAUGAUGACGAUGAUGAUGAUGAUGAUGCAGGGAGCACGGCAGCUGAAAGGUGUUUCUUUCCUUCAGAAAUGGGGCAUGGGUUCCAGCAAGCAAGACCUGCUCAUUCAUGGAGGAUAAGGCUCAUUGGCUGCAUUCUGCCUACACUGUUGGAGGCAAUACGCCUCUGAAUCCUAGUUGCUGGUAAAGAUUUUAGGGAUAGUGUGAUUCCACCUGGUUGCAGGUUUCCCAUUGGUUGGCCAAUAUAGGAACAGGAUGCUGGACUAGAUGGCUCUGUGGUCUGACCCUACAAGGCUCUUCCUACAUUUUAGUCAUGGGGAUACUUCAGGUAAAAGCAGUUAAGGCUUUUAUUGGCUUCUCCUCUUUCUGCCCCCCUUCCCAUUGUUGGCAUCCAUCUGUCUCAAGAGACAAUGGAGUGCACCUCCGGGGUGAAGUCAAACCACUGUGUUGGCAGCACCAAAAUGACCUCCCUGGGGUGCAAGCCUGGGCAGAGUGUAUGGAGGUCCUGGGCUGCCCAGAUGACAAGACCCCUCUAUUGGACUCUGAUGUGGUUCAAGGGAAAGCAGAGCAAAAUGUUUGGCACCAGCUUGGCUGCAGCAGUUGCUGGAAGGAGGCGUACAAAUAAUUUAUUCCCAUUUAUUCAUUACAAAAUUGAAAGUAUUUGUGCAAAUAUCCAAUCAUAUACAAAGAAAAGGAACCUUGCGUUCAAAUCUGUAUACAUCUAUUUCCAGCAGUGCUGUCAUUAUAUAAUGCGCAGUUGAACUGCAAACAUCUCCUUACGUUUUCAUACUGUAUCUGCUGGCCUAACCAAAAUAAACAAAUCCCAUCACUUCCUUAAGCAAUCACUUUUUCCUGGUGCAAAGAUCACUUUCCAGUGUUGUGCAAAUUCCAGUCAAUGAGAGCAAACAGUGUUGGAUCACAUAAAGAGGAAAACCGUAUUUGCACAGUUCAGCAGAAAUAGAAAGUUCAAAAAAUUAAAUGAACCUUUCAGAGCAGUUCUACAAAAAUAUUUUUUAAAAAUCAAGAAAAAUGUACAAUACGUAAAAACAUGCAAAUGUUAAAAUGCUAGAUUAAAAUUACCCAACUUUCUAAGCAUCUGUGUAGCCUUAUCUAAAUAAUGUUUUUAGCAGGUGCCAAAAAGACUACAGCAAAGGUAUCAAUAGGCAGUGAGUUCCAAAACAUAGGUGCUAUCACAGUAAACAAUUAAGUUCUUACAAAUGUGGAACGGAUAUUAUGUGGCAUCUGCAAUAGUGCCAAUUCCAGCCAUCGAAGCGAUCGCGUGGAUAUGUGGUGUAAGCCGAUCUCAUAGACAAACUGGUCCCAAGUUGUUACGGGCUUUAUAUUCUGAUACUAACACCUUGAACUUGGCUCAGUAGCAAAUGGGCAGCCAGUGCAGGUCUCUGGACACAGUUGUUACGUGCUGACAAGGCCUCAUUCUUGUCAGCAAUUGUGCUGCACCAACUGCAGCUUCUGGAUCAAGCACUAGGGAAGCCCCACAUAGAGCGCUGUGCUGGGGUGCUACACCCAGAUGCAUAUUCUUGUAGGACUUGUAAAGAACACUUUUGAUUAAUGUUUUCAGCAACUUCCGUGACUCUUGAGUGCUGCCAGGCGCCCGUCUUACAUUGAAGUUCCCAAGGAUGUGUUCCAAGUCAAUUAACUGAUGCCAUAGGUGACAUGUGCCAUUUCAACCUUCCUCUUUCCCUGUGUCUCCAAUAAAGACAUUAUUAUAAAAUAGUUAUUAUUAGUAAAUUCACACUGCCCUUCACCCAAACACCACAGGGCAAUUUAACAGCAUUAAAAAUCCAAAAUGAAAACAAAACCGUAAUAAGAACAGCAAAAACUGCAAUAUCUUCUUUUCUAGGUUACAGGAUUUGUUGCCUCUAUUAUGGGAGACACUGCGGAUAAAUCCCUAGUUCAGAGUUCUUACUCGGGGCCAGCAGCGUUUUGGGCGCUGUGACAGCCUCUGCCGAAAGGCCGGAGCAGGAGAUGCUAGGACGUGAGUGUGAGAAGGAGGCAGAUUAUAUAGAUGAGCUUGGCAGCCAGUGGGAAGAAGGCAAGGGGAAGGAAGACGAGCCAAAAUGCAGAGAUGGAGAACGCUUUGCAAGUGAGGGCUGGACCACUUGCAAGUUAAAUGCAGAGCAUGGCAGUCAGUGUAAAGGAGGCCAGCACCAUUUGUGACUCACGAGCUGAUCUGAACGCAGCACAGCUGCACAUUCUGGCCUGCCCAGCUGCUUGACAAACAACACCCUCCCCAAAAAACACACACACACUUACUUUUCUGCAGUCAGGUUCAGAGUUUCAUUGAACCCUUGGUGGGAAGUAGUGUAAGGACUUUGCAAGCAGAGUUGUUCCCCAGGAUGGCAUUUUCUUGCCUCUGGUCAUGCAUCCCAGCCUAUUUCCCUUUUCUUCCUUGAGCCGCCGCCUCCUCCUCCUCCUCCUCCUCCUUCCCCCGCCCCCAAUUCCAGUUUCCUUCUCAUGGCACUGCUGUUGCUUUCCUGCUCAGCAUUCAGCUGUUCCCCUGAGCCUGGUAACUUGUCUGGCUGUAGGUAACUCUUGUCUCUUUCUCUUUCUCUGUGUGUCUCUCUCCUCUCUCCCUUUUCUCCUUGUGUGCGUGUGCGCGCGUGCGUGCGUGCUUGCUAACAGGGAGGAUUCAGGUCUCUUCAGGUAAUGCCUUUUCUAUAACCCUACUCUGGUUGGGAGCGGGAGGGUCCGAGCGUUGGCGCAAGUCACUUAGAGCCCACUCUAGUCUCCAAUCCGUAGCUCGGUGCACAACUUUAACAGAAGUCAAUAUAUAGGGUCAGUCUUUGUGGAGAUGGGGAGAAGCACAACUCCUUGGCUAGAGUACCACUUUCAUUGUGCAGAGGGCUGAGAAAGAGAGUCACGUGAAUCGGCGUGAUCCAUAAUGGGCUUCCUUUGCAUCCUGGCAAGGGGUGGAGAUGUUCUGUACAGAUCUGGCUGCCUCUGGAACAUCCUCUUGCUCUUGUUUAAUUUCUUAAAAAAUAUUUGCUCUGUGGGUUGCAGAAUUCACUGCUCUUGUCUUCUAUUCCCCACCACCCGCUACCUUGCCUUGCCCAUGUGAUGUUGCGUUGCAUCCUGGGGCUUGUAUGCAUAUGCCGUAGCACCUCUAGAAACCCCAGGUUGGCUGCAGAUGAGCUUCAUGUGUUAGUUCUGUGAAAUUCGGGAGGCAACCCAGGCUUGAAAUUGCCUAGUGUUGUCAGUUCCUGUUGGAUGUAGUCAACUAUCAUUUGAUCUUGAGUUUUGAAGAAACUUGACCCAUUUGUAGUCAAGGUAAUUUGCAUCAUGUAUCCUCUCUGCACAUCUUGCAUUGAGUUUGUUUUGUUGAGUUUUGGUUAUGCUUAUUUGACGAAGGAGGACCUACACACAUAGAACAGUAUAGCAUUGAAGGUCUGCAACAGGAGACCCCAGGCUAAAUUGAACCGUUUUCUCUGCCCCUUCAGCUUUAUUUGUGGACAAAGUGGUGGGCCACUCUUAAGAGGUGGAAGUGCCAACCCACCACCAUUCUCCUGUUUCUCACAGUGGUCCUUCAGGUAAACUAGGUUGCUGCCUAGGGCUGCUGGAGGAUUGUGGCCUCUGCCAUCUUAUCAUAGAGACCCUGUAACCUUCUGUCUGGAAGACCAGAGCAAGGCAUGUGGAAAUUGGCCAUUUGUUUUUCUCUGCAGCCUUCCAGGUCCCGAAACUUGCUUUCGUUCUUCGAAAUAAAAGCAAAAGGCUUGGUUUGCAGAGAAUCCAGGUUUGGCAUUGGCAGUCCCUGUGCCAUGCUUUUAUGGGUACAGGCAGAUUCUUGUGCGCCACCUUCUCCACGUAGCCACAGCCAGAGUUUUUGGGAGGUGGACACGGGACUGGCAGCUGUGUCUUUGGGGUUUCCUCAGGCCAGGCCUUGCUAACCAAGCAUGCCCCUCUCUCUUCUCUCUCUCUCUCUCUCGAAGCAUUUCUACCAGAACAGGGCCCAGCCUCCGACAAGUGCUUCCCGGGUGCAGAGUAAUACGUCGGCUCGGCCUGGCCCACCCACUCAUGUUUAUCCAGCUGCUUCCCAGGUGAUGAUGAUCCCCUCACAGAUCUCCUACCCUGCUUCGCAAGGCUACUACAUCCCUGGACAGCAGGUGAGGGCUAGAAUGGGGCUGAGGGCAGACCUGGAGAGCUCUUUGCACUUUCCCAAGCGAGCCUUGUCUCCGGGAGCCUGCUGCUGGCUUGUUUUUCCUCGGGCCUCUUGAUAGAGUUGUGGGUCAGGCUUCGGACCCUCGCUCCUGGCGCCCUCACCUUGACUGCGUACCUGUUAACCCCCAGCACUCUCCUCCUGCCUCCAACGUUUCCUGUGGUUAUCUAUGGGCACUGCUGUCUUGUUUCGUAAAAUAAGAUUAAUGGUAACCCCGCUUAUGCAUGUGCACACAUUCCUAGCAAACAUGCUGGUCAGAAACAGGGCUCUGGCAAGCCCUGGGAGCAGCAGGGAAAUGUCCACAGUCCUGAUGAGAGGGGGCAGUUGCAGAGAUUUGGCAUGUCUGAUGUGAUCCAUGUCCCGCUUAUUGAGCGAUAGGAGCUUAAGAGGUAGCAAAACUGCUCUUGCAACCCUGCGUGUGAACUAUUUACUUCAUAGGACACGUAACCCACACUAUCCUAGGGCUUGGGGUGGGUAACCUGCUAAUUAUGCUGCCCUCUCCCUCCUCGUUCACCCCAAAUGAGUUUGAAUAAAUAGCCUCUUGCACCAUUUCAGGAAACCAUGAAAGGCCGGGCUUGGGUGAGUCACCCAGAACUGAGGGAUGACCUCUGAGAACUGAGGGAUGACCUCUUGUGUGUGUGCACGUUUCAGAAUGGUUUGAUGCACCUAUGAUGUCUGUAUGGGCUGCAAAGUUUAAUCCGUUUAAACCAUUUUGAUCAACUCAAAAAACAAAAAAGUGACCCCUGAUUUUGUCAGGUAGCGGAUCUAAAAUGUAAUGUUGGUUUCAGGGUGGAUAAAAAUCAGUGAUUUAAAAAACGGAUUUUUUAAAAUUGGCUUUUUAAAAAUUUAAAUCGGAUUUUUAAAAUAAAAUGCUUUUGGAUGAAAAAUCUUUCUAAAGAUAGUUUUCUGUUCAAGUUAUGUUAUAGUCCAAAGGCUAUUAAUCAGGAAAUAAGGAUUUGUUUUAAGUCUAAGUUUUUUUAAAAAAAGAUUGUUUAACCACAUCAGUUAACAAACAUGGAUACAUAUGCUAUAAUGUUAUUGUUUGAGUUAAAUAAAUUGUUUAAAUUGUUAUUAAUGAAAUGAUUAUUUUUCUCCUUCCAAUAAAGUACAGUAGAAAAGUUGUCCAAAUAUAAACAGUUAACUUACUAAACCUCACAAUUUCCAUAAUUAUCUGUCUAUGUAUUUCUAAUAGUAAAACCCAAUCAGUAAUUUUUGGUAUAACAGUAAAAACUACCCUGAAAUUUUAUUAUUCCAAAAAUGAAACCUUCAUCUGGUUGUAAAUAUUAAGCUUAUACCAGCAAGAGUGAGUCUUUGUGUAAAAAAACGAUUUAAGUCAAGUCUUACUGACUUACUGGUUGGUUUUAAUACAAGUCUUUUCAAAAGCUGCAAAGGGCAAGCCUUGUUUUUCAGAAAGCAUUAACUUGUACAGGAAGGCAGGGGGGAUCUCUCAUUGGUGAUGCCUGCAUCAACUCCUGGGCACACCAUAAAACAAACAAACCGUGCUGCUGUUUUCUUUUGAACUGGUGUGUAUUCUUGUGUGAAAAUGUAUACAGAGAGGAUGUUGACAAUUUAUUUCACUCGUACUGUUUUUAUCAAUUUGAGAUCUGAUCCACUUGCAGCCCUAAGCUCUCCUGGGGUAUGUGUCUACUAUUUAUUUAAUUUCUAUGCCGCCCUUCGGUCCAGGUAUCAUAGGGUGGUUUACAAUAUAAAACCACAAAAAACAUGGGAACAAACGAAAACAACUCCUGCUCCCUCUACGUUUUAAAAGGCCAUGGAUUGUUUAAUUAGUCAAAUGCCUGGAAGAAGAUGAAUGCUUUUGUCUGGUGCCUAAAAAUAUAUUGUUGGGGUUCCGCAGUUGCUCCCCCCCUUCCAAGCGUAUUGUUGCCCAUGGAAGCUACCCAUGCUCCUGGGACACUAUGUUCCCUCCACUCCCACAUUUUCACCCCAGAUGGUGCAGUGGAGAGGCUACUGAUCUGGGGGUGUUGUUGUUGAAUAUGUGUGUGAGUAGGCUGCACAUGUAAUUCUUUCAGGUGAUGGGUAUCCAGCUACUGGGUACCUUCCAGCCUCACUUUAUGCCAGCAUCCAUCAUAAGAGUGCUUUUAAGCUGGUGUGGAGAAGCUGCGGAGGAUCAGAAAGGCUGUAGACAAAUGGUAUCAGGUGGCUUCUGUGUCAACCCUUACCUAGGAUGGGGCAUAGAGUUAUGUAGUGCUGGAUAAGGGAUGAAUGAGCAGGUGCUUCGUGACUCAUUAAAGCGGAUGCAAAAGAGCCAGAAUUUGGAAACGCCCCCUUCAGUUAGAAAAUGCCUUCACCACCUCUAGGGAGGUUGGAUGUAAGCUUUGCAAAGCCGCAGCUUGGUCUCCCCAGGUUUACGAGCCCCUUAGUGGGGUUGAUGGUGUCUUUUGUUCUCUGUGUUUAUUGCGGCCUUGCUUAUGGCCCCGCUCCUCUUGAUCUGGUGGACAUUACUGGGGCAUUACUUCAACCCCUAUCCCAUUUGUGUCAAGUCUUCCUCCUCCAAGCUUAAUCUCGGGCACUUACUUGCUACCCUAUUCUUCCUUUUCCUCUCUGACCCAGGGCCGCUCCACAUACGUUGUUCCGACUCAGCAGUAUCCUGUUCAGCCAGGUGCCCCCAGCUUUUACCCUGGAGCCAGCCCCACAGAAUUUGGCACCUAUGGUAAGGGGACGGGUAUGACUGUCAUUGUGUGGUGUGUGUGUGUGUGGGGGGGAAAUAUAUCACUACAUGUUCUGUUUGUAGCAUUGCCGGGGGUUGAACUUCCAGUUCCAUUGGGGUCCCUUCCAGUUUUAAGAUCCUGUGAUUUUGGUGGUGUGUAAAAUUGCAGGGUGGGAGCAGUUUUUUCUUUGCCCGACUGAGCGCUGAUGGCAUCCAGUGUGUUUCUGCUCUUGAUCCUGUUCUGCAAGUUCCAUCUAUGUGCAAGAUGUCUCUGGGCUCGAGUCACUUUUGCAGUUUAGCCUUGAGCAGUGGCUUUACUUGCUGUGAAAGUGUGGAAGUCAACUGAUGUUCUCCUUGCUUGAUUAAGUUAGAAUUCCUUUUGCUGCAGUCAUUCAGUGGCACGCACAGUCAAGAAAAUCUGGGGUGGAGUGGGGGGAGAGGAUGUUGUGGGAGGGAGAGAAGUCUAGUUUGACUUAGGUCUUAAACUGCAAAAUGAAAGGAGGGUCUCGAUUGUGGGAAGCCUCCAAUUGAGUGUGGUUAAGAAUUCACUUCUACAUCACUGUUCGUUACCCAGGUUAGGGACCAACUCUUAAAUAAAACACAGAACCAAGGAAACUAAUUCAAGUCCCGCAUCCAGGAGGGACCAUCAAUAAAAAGUAUUUACACUAAACAUUUGGCCCAAAAAUCUAGUUUUCCAGUUUUACAAAUUCACUGAAUAGCAACCCAGUGUUCUGAUUGGAAAAUUAUUAUAAAACUAGUUCAGUUACAGCCCGAUUCAAAAUUGCUUCUGUUCUUUCUGAUUGUUGAUUCGCACGUGUGUGUGUGUGUGUUUUCCAAGUGAUUCUCCUCUGCCCCUCACUCCCUUCAGACUAGAAUAUGGAAGUGCAGGAGUAUCUAAUCACUGAGCCAAAUAUGUUUUCAGAAGAGACUGGGGGAGUCCCAUGUAGUUGGAUUCUUACCUCUGGACUGCUAGUCUAUUCCCUUUCUGUGGCUGUGCUCUGGAAAUCUAGCUAACAAACAAGCAAACUGAGUGGUGCAAGAGAUUUUUGUUCCAGGAGGUUGAGCCUAUGAUUUUUGACAAGAUUGUAGGCUGCGCAUGAUUGUAGGCUGUGCUCACUAUCCCAAUUAGUUGCAAGGUUAGACAAAGAGAGACGCUGUAAAAGGAGAGUAUAUUGGCUCAAGAUUACAUAGUAGAUGCAGUUGCAAAUAGUUGUGUCAUUGUUCCAUUUUCAGUAGGGGAUGAGAAUUAAGGGCCUUAAGAACAGGGUUCUGGGGAGGGCAGAUGAGAACCUCCCUGUGUGUGUAUGUCAAAGAGACCUUUGCUAGUAUGAAAGCAAAGACUGCAGCAUAGUUAUUAAGCGAUUGAGCUAUGAGACAGCAAGUUGCCCUGUUCAGAUGUUGUCUCAGCCAUAAACUUGCUAGAUAGCCGAUAGCCUGAGGCAAGCUGCCGUUUUUUGCUGUCAGCCUCUCUGCCUUUUUACAGGGCAAGGGGGAAGAAUUGUGGCCUACGUUAAAGGGCCAUUGUAAGGAUCGCUGAGAUAUAACGUACGUGAAUAGAUGUAAAAGUUCAGAAAACUCUUAGCACUUUCCCUAUAAAAGCAGAGUUAACUGUGAGAUGAUUAGGUCUGUUGGAGUUCUGGACAGCACCAUUUAAGAUCACAAGAAGGUCUGAGCAAAGGGCUUUCUAGUUCAGCAUCCUCUUACCUACAGCUGCUUGCCAGAUGCACCUUGGGAGUCCUAUCAGCUGGUUAUGAAGGCAGUGGCUCUCUCUCCCACAGUUGCCCCCCAGAAACUGGUAUUCAUUGUUUGCUGGCUCUGAAAGAGUGCAGGGUGGGGCAGAUGUGUUUAUGCAGUGCUUUUUUCCUAAAAAUGUUUUGACUCAAGAAAAUCACCAUUUUUAUAGUUCAAAUUGGGAAAAAUAAAUACAGUAAAUGGACAAAAGUACAAAGAUUCACAAAAUGUUUAGGGGUAUGCGUCCCCCCAGAAAAAAACUUUUUCAUGUGCUAGUUCACACUACACACAGGGAGCUCUUUGUAUUGGAAGUGUGUUUGAAAAAUGCAUGAUCUUCCGCUGUGAUUUUGAAGCGAUGUUUAUAGGAGCAGGCCACACGGAAUUGGCACUACUACAGGUGCCGCAGAAUACCCAUUCCACAUUUGUAAGAGCUCAGUCAUUUAGUGUGCCAGCGGCUAUGCUUUGGAACUCCCUGCGCAUUGACAUCGAGCAGGUGACUUGAUUUUACUCAUUUUUGUCAGUGUUUGUAAAAAGCAAAAAAAGAAGAAGGAAAGGGUUCUGACCUCCCUUUGUCUCCUCAGCCUGGUCCUCGGACACUUGUCGGCACAAAAGAGUCCACGAGAAUAUCCUUGCAGAGUUUUAUUCUUAAAAGUCCUUGUGCAAAACACGACUGAAUAACUAUACACACCAGCACCAACCAACCAACCAACCAACCCAAACACCAGCCUCAGCACCAAACUAACAUUUCUCACUAUAUAUACAAGCUGCUGAGUCAUGCUGACCCAGCUUUAUUUGCAUUAAAGAAACAGCGGCCAUUUUAGCCGUGACACCCCUUCUGUUUCUUAAAUGCGAAAAACCCCAACAGAAACAAUACAUACAUACAUUACAUACAUAAACCCAGUUUUGUCAUCAAUUCAUUAUGACAUGUUGCUGGCAAAGGCUUGGUAAACAAAUCAGCAAUAUUAUCUUGUGAUUGACAAUACUCCAGUUUGAUUACCCCAUUCUGUACACAAUCUCUUACAUUCGCAUGAUGGAUAGCAAUAUGUUUUGAUGCGGAUUUCAUUAUUUCCGAGCCCGCUAAUGCAAUGCACAAUUGACUAUCUUCAUACACUUGGAUAGGCAAAUCUACUUUACAAUCUAGAUCUUUUAGUAUCUGUAUAAACCACAAGCUUUCGUUGCAUGCUAGCGAUAGGCUCCCAUAUUCUGCCUCACAGGCAACCAGCUUUCAGGCAAACUUGAAAGGAUAAUGUAGGUUUGGUCAGUCUCAUCAUAACGCUUACCUCUCUGCUGUAGUUGAAGAAACAGAGAUUUCAGCAUUUGAAGAUGAGUUGCCAAACUCUCAUCUUCCUUCAUAACAGUCCUGAACAGCCUUCUGGUCAGAGAAAUGAUAGUUCCAGCAGUUUCUCUGACAUGCAUUGCCCUUAAUAAAUUCCAGCACUCAAACGCUGUGCUGGCAUUUGCUACAUGCAAUAACUGAGAGUUGCUCAAACACAGCAUAAUUUGGGCACAGGCCCUUUCAUCCAGCCGUUUUUUCUCAGCAGAGUCCUGUCUCAAAACCUCAGUUUCAACACAGUCCCAUAGUCCAUCUCUCCUUAACAACUGCUGCAUUUUAAUUGACCAACUCAGCCAGUUGUUUUCUGAGAGAAGUUCAAAAGGGAUGCCUCCCCCAAUAUUUACAACUUGGGAAGACUGGAAAUCUGCCAUCUCUGCUGGUGCUUGCUGAGCCCCUUCUGUAGGGCCUCCAGCAAUCUCUCCUGACUCUCUCUUUAGAGUCCAACUGGAUGGUCCUGGCUGGCACUCACCGGCUUCUAGCUGCUGCCUCUGUUGACCCUCAGGUCCCGCCUGGCUCUGCAACUGGUGUAGCCGCUCUGUGAGUCGCCUACUGUGGUCCUCCAGCAGUUCAAACUGUUCCAGUAGCCGACGCUGAGUGCUUUCCUGAUCCUCAGAUCCUAGCCGCUCCAGCGUCACUGCAGACAGUUACAGCUUGCCACCAACUGCUCCAACGCACAGCCGCUGGCUCCAGGCACCACCAGGACUCACCAGCUCCCUGCUGAGAUGCCGUCAGUCGUUUUGCACUCUGCACAUGCUCAGAAACACUGGGCCCAUAACCUGUCAGUGUUUGUAAAAAGCAAAAAAAGAAGAAGGAAAGGGUUCUGACCUCCCUUUGUCUCCUCAGCCAAGUCCUCGGACACUUGUCGGCACAAAAGAGUCCACGAGAAUAUCCUUGCAGAGUUUUAUUCUUAAAAGUCCUUGUGCAAAACACGACUGAAUAACUAUACACACCAGCACCAACCAACCCAAACACCAGCCUCAGCACCAAACUAACAUUUCUCACUAUAUAUGUACAACCUGCUGCAAGCCGCUGAGUCAUGCUGACCCAGCUUUAUUCGCAUUAAAGAAACAGCGGCCAUUUUAGCCGUGACAAUUUUGGCGACUGCUAAAAAUCUCCUUGUUUAGACAAGUCUACUCAGGUGCUUAGAAAGUUGAGACAGUUUUAAUUUGUUUUCAUAUUCUGUAUGUUCUAAAAUGCAGUUGCCUUUUUUUCUUGAUUUUCUUGUUUUACCUUUAUUGCUUGGGGGAUUUUUGAUUUUUGAUUUUUUUUUACAAUCAAGCAGUGUAUAAAUUUUAUUAAAUAAAGACGUGUUUGAUAAAGAUAAACAUAAGGGGGGGGGUUGCAUGUGCUGGAAGGAGGCCUAGUCUAAAACUGAUCGAUUUCUAGUUUAAUUUCCUCUCACCCCCUUGCUUUUUACCAGAUGCGCUGAUUCUCACACUUCAAGGAAGGGAGCAUGCAGUCCCAGUAAUAACAUUUUUAUUAAAGUUUUUCAUACUACAGUAAGAUAACAGUGUGUGUGUGUGUGUGUGUGUGUGUGUGUGUGUGUGUGAAGUAGAGCCUUAGCUCUUGCUGGGGUGGCAGGCCUGUGUCUGGGCUGCAUCACUUCAGACUGCAUGCGUGGGCUCAGGUGAUCAGAUGUUUGUUCUUACAAGACGUUGCACGCAUUUUUGGGGCUGUUGGGGGAUUUCAUUGUAUGGACGAUUGUCAAAUCGUGGGAACCCUCACCUGCAGUCUGAAAACGUACAGCUGCUACCCAGCUUAGCUACCACAGCAAGAACUAGGCCAGAGAAACGGGUAGCAAUGUGAGAAUAAGAAACCCCACCACCUGGGACUUCUCUGAGAGGCCUCCUGGUGGUACUGUUAAGAACAGGGGUGGCCUUAAAAUGUUCCAUCACCCAUCUGCUCACAAGAUGGCUCAGCGGCCAGGGAGGAUGGCAACUGUAGGCCAGCAGCACCUGUGUGAAUGCUCUCAGGUUCUCCAUCUCUGGUCUAGAAACUUGGGGAGGUGUUUGGUUAAUUGCAAAGCAGAGAUUAUUGGGAGAGUCAGAGUGAGCAGGUAAGGAUAUAUAUUUGGAGCGAGAUGGAAGGGUGAAGCCUAACAGGGAGGAAGUGUUAAGCCAGCCCUGAGCUGCACAUUCAAAUAAAUAAAAGAAAACAUGCAGUGGAAUGGCAGAAGAAUUGAAAAAUCCAGAGCCAAGCUCCCAUGUCAAUUUCCCGCUUGCCAGCUUUGUUGGUGCAGAUUUUCUUUCCAAUCCCACUAUUGCCUUAGGGAUACUUAAAGUCCUUAGUCACCCACCCACCCAAAUGGUUUGGUCCAGAUUUCCUCUGCUGAUUCUGGAUCAAUGGCCGUUGUUAUUUAUUGUCAAAGGAUAAAAGGCAGGGAUGGGGAGCUUGUGGCCUUCCAGGUGUAGUUGGACUCCAACUCCCAUCAGCCCCAGUCAGCAUGGCCGACGAUCAGGGAUGAUGGGAGUUGAGAGUCCAGAAAAUAUCUGGAUGGCCACAUGUGUCCGCAUUCAUGGCGUAAGCCUGGGAGGUUCACACAUUCGUCUCUUGUCUUGCUACCCCUAAAUGUCACAGAAAUGGGACAUUUUUGAAGCCCGACUCCUGUUGGAAGUGAUCCUGAGCUGUGAAACAAUAGUUCUGAUGGCAAACUGAGGCCGUGGUUGCCCUGGCAAGAGGGCGUGGGAAGCAAUCUUGCAUGACAUUCCCUCAAAGUGACUGAGAACUGUGCACACUUGUUCUCUUCAACUCCCGUUUGGUCUCAAUACUUUUAUUUGUUUUGAAAUAAUUUAGCCCGCGAAAAUACAGUUCCAAGAGCGACUCAGCACUAGAGUGUUGGAUCAUGCCCCCUGUGUGCUUGGGCAGGUUGGGUGCAGGAUCCGUCUCGUCUCAUCUCUAGGGGCCCCUCUCCUCUUCUCCUUUCUGGUGGGGUCAGUUUAAUCUUUAACUGCCCAGCCAGUGGCUGCGCAGACUUUAACCUCAGCCUGGCUUUGGAUUGCUGCGGCAGCACAGUAAGGGAGCUGCGGGUUUGAUAGCAGCCCCUGACCCAGUCACCCCUGAAGUGGCUUUUAGUCUUACGUUUCCAAGCCACAAUGGUGGGUGGGUUUGCGCAUGCGCAGCAGGGGAGACAACACAUUCUCAGCUCUGCCUUGCACAGAUUUGCUGCUGUUGGAGUGCACACUCUCUCCUCACCACCCCAGGAUUUAAUAUUCCCCCAAAGCUCUUCUGUCAAGUUGCCUUGAGUGUUUGGUCCUCCUCUUCCUCCCUCCUUCCCUCCUUCCCUCCCUCCUUCCCUUCCCCACAUGGGGCUCACAUGAUCACUGAGCACUAUUGCUAUAUUUAGCCUGGACCUGUCCCAGUCUGCUCCUGCAGACUCAGAAAUAUGAGCUGAGGCCUCCAUCCCAUCCCAGUCCUGCAUGUCAUAGUUCUUUCAGUGCUGCAGAGGUUGCAAAAAAAAAGCAAAAACCCUCCUGCCCACACCCUUUCCCGAAAGGUAGGUGCAUUCAGCUUCUUCAGAGGGCUGAGUUGCAGCGGGUGUGCUGAGCCUGAUAUGCUGCCUGCUCCUAUCCCAUCCCUUCCGUGCAGAGUUGGGGCCUCUAGGAGAGAAGCUUGUGUGUUCAGGACCCCAAUCUGACUCCUGUGCCUUGAGACCUGGGGUAGCAGGAAGCAGUUGAUCAAUGCGCAGUUUCUCCUCUUGCAAGCCUGCGGUGAUUGGAGGAGGUGAGCUUGAUGGUCCUCUCCCCUGCUGCCCAUCUCCCACAGGCACUGGCAGCUUCCCUUUCCAGGAUCGCUGCCUGCUUGGGCAGCCUCAUGCCACGGCCGGCUUGCUGCGUGCUUCUGCGGCUGCUUGCUUCAGGGGUGACUGUCAGCUUAUGAAAGUGCCGCAUUGCACUCCCCACCCAUAAAGUUUAUUAGGCCAGAUGACUCAGCACGGGUAGAGGGCUGCUUCCAUGUGCUCAGAACAGGCUAGACUAGUCAGUGCAGCAGCUCCUCUCUAUGGUCUAGCACAUGCAGGCAAUGCGCAGGCUGCGGGGUUGGAGCUUAGGCGCACCUGUGGAACUUGGGGCAUUCGGGGUGGAAACACCUUGACUAUGGAGAGAGAGUCCCACAGGAGGUCUGGAAAGACACUUCCUCUGUAGCUCGUGAUCAUUUUUGCUUUGAAUUUUCCCCACCCUUUAGAAAUCCUUUGAAUGCCUUCUUUUGUGCCUCCCCUGGUCCAGGCUACCUUAGCUCUGACGAUAUGCAUCACACCUCAAGGGUUUCUUGCUCCCACCCCCAAUCUUGUUCCUUCUGAUACCUGAUUCACUUUGGCCUGGUUAUUGGAAGGACUGAGCCACAGUUGCCUUGCGGAAGGUGUGGGGAACCAGAUGUUGCAGAACUACUGCUCAUCUUAGCAAGCAUGGCCAGUUGUCAGAAAUGAUGGGAGUUGUAGCUGAAGAACAUCGGGGGUGGGGGGGACAAAGGUCCUCCACACUAGGGCAGGACAAUAUCUGGUUUUCAGCUUUGUGAUAUAUCACCAGCUAAACAUUGUAAUAUACUGAUACAUUACAAUGUCUGAAAUAAGGAUGGAGCUAUGUAGAGGCAUUGGCUAGCUUCACAAUUUUUACCACAUUGUGAUUUUUGCAUAGCACACAUGUACAUACACCCACAUACAUCAUGAUUUACAGUAUAUUGCCAGGUCAAAAAUUAUGAAACCAGUAUCAUGGCAUGGGCUUGAAAAUGGUUUUGGACGCUAUAUUGAUAUAUCACUCAGCCCUCCCCCAUGCUGUGCUGCAUUGCUUUGGUUCUGUUUGAGGAAACCACGGCAAUUAAACUGCUUUUGAAGCUUCCCUUGUAGCACAGUUGUAAAUUGGAACAUUUUGUUCUGUUAUUAUUAAUCAAGUUGGUAACCCCUUGGAUGUGCAGGACAGCUAGGAAGUAAACACUAGCAGUGUCUGGUAGCUAUGCCAUCUGGAGUCUAGGUUCCUCCCAACCCAGAUUGCCUGGAUUGCACACAGCUGUAAGGGUGCUCAAUGCCUAAGGAAGUGUGGGAAACAUGACCAGAAUCCCUGUCCCUGUUUUAUUUCCACCCUUCUCUUCUCCAUGGGCUCUGUUUUACCACAAUCGUUAAAGGCUGUCCUCCCAUCAUUUUGCCCAAGCGCUGGUCAAGGCAUAGUCCAGUUUCAUGGUUGCCUCCCCUGCCAAAGGCACUCUGUCCAUCAUUACACCUUAGCAUCACAUUUAUCUUGGGGUUUUCUGUCUGCUCAGCCCCAGAGGUCAACUAGGCGAAGCUUUUCCAUUGCUUUCCUCACUUCGCAUCAGCAGGUGAGAUGUUUGGGAGAGCAACCUCGGAAAUCCCUUGAUAGUUCCUCUCAAGGCUUUGCUGCAAAUAUCCAUUGGGAUUGGGUGGCCCACAGUUGAAAUAUCUCAUUCUGCCAGGAAGAUGUCUGUCUGGCAGAUUUUGGGCGGCCAGAAAGAAAGUACAUCUUCGUAUGGUGCUUAAUAACUUACGGAUUUUUUUGCCAUAAGCUGUAGGAAGUGAAUUUGUCUGAAGUUGGCUAUAUGGUGCACCCUUUAGUAGUUCUGCUAUUUGUUUGCUCCGGUUUUUCAUGUUUUCUACGUAUUGAUGUUUUAAAAUGUGUCUUGGUGAGUUUUUAUGGCAACUUUUCGCCUUUUGAGUUUGCUCUAGGGCAGGAAUGGCGAACCUGGUGCCUCCCAGAUGUUCAGAGCCAGCAGGGCCAGAGGCUGGGGAUGAUGGGAAGUGUAGUUCAAGAGCACCAGCAGAGGCCACAGGUUCCACAUCCCUUCUGUGGAACCUGUAAUUCUCAACACGAUUGCUUCUCCACUCAUUUCUAGAACUCCUUGCCCUCCCCUAGGCUCUCUUAAGUUUUGUCUCCCAGAGUCUUGGAUUCAAAAUAGUCUGCCCAAUGGAGAGACUAGGUGGGUGCCAUGCAUGCUGGGCAGAAGAUAAGGCCACGAAGCUUGGGAAGGUGGCUGGGGGAGGAGAUGCCUAGAGCCAGUCCCUGCUUCUGUACAGUCUUCCUAUCUCUCUUGUUUGCUGCUUACAGAGAGAGUUGGUUUGGAAGGAAGUUUGGAGAAGAGCUGAGGAGGUGGCCCAGGGAAUUCUGGGGACACGCAGUUCUAGACCACAGCCAUACUUUCAUUCCUCCUCUCCUUGCUCCAUGCAACCAGGCAAACAAGGCCACAGAUUUAGCUAGUUACAGCAGUAGCUCUUCAGCAUGCCUUAAUUUAGGAUGGGGCAGCCUCAAAGCAAGGGGUUGCCCCAGGUGGGGAAGUGGGGUGGCUUAGGGACGCUCAGGAUCAUGGAGAAAGAAUGCUGAGGUGUCGCUUGCUGAACAAGUUGGUCCGGUUUUGACAUUCCUGACCAGGUCUAGAGGCGAACGUGCCACCCUUGAGCCUCCUGCCUCUUUUGGGAGUUCCUCCUGGGAUAUUCAUUCUCUCUCUUCUUGUUCGUACGUGUGUGGAGGGGGAGCUGAGCAGUGACUUGCCCCAGUGCUAGUCGGGGGAUUAUUUCCCCCACUGAAAAAGGUGCUUGGCAAUAUCACCUGAUGGCUCUGCCCUGCGGUUCAUUCCUUUAAGCUUGUGAGAUGAGCUCAGGAACUACACCUGCUGAUGCAUGAUUUGCCCCUUGGAAUUCUGGGACAGCAGUUCCUUAACUUUCCUCCUUUUCUCCCCUCUCCAGCUGGUGCAUAUUACCCUGCCCAGAGUGUGCAGCAGUUCCCUGCUGCUCAGGUCAUCAUGAAUCAGCAGCCACCGAUCCCGCCAAAGCGAGAACGCAAGACGGUAAGAUGGGAGUUGGGGGGUGGCCGCUGGGCAUGAGUUAAAAGUUUAUGUUGUACAGAGACUGCAUUUUGUUGGGUGGUUGAUGCCUCUCAUAUCGCCCUCCCUCUAAUUCUACCUAGUCUUGGGUUUGAGGCUGUUGAAAGAGAAUCCCAGGCAUUGUGGUUCUCCUGGAACCUAGGAAUUUGAUGCUGGCAUCUAAAGUGCAAAUUAUAGACUUAGCCCGUGUCUGUGUGUUUAUGUUACAAGGGAAGUGGCUCAAAGUAAAGGUGAGCACAAGUAUAUGUGCCAGGCACUGGGAUCUUGCAUAGGUUUAUUUAGAAGUAAGCUCCAUUAAGGUCAAUGAGACUUGGGCUCAAGUUGGGGCUCAGGGGCUUGUGGCCUUCAGCUUCAAGAUAAGAGAGUUGAGCAGCUUCUGCAAAAUUGAUAUGUUACCGCAGUUAAACAGAAAACACACACAGCCCGUAGUAUUACUGAGUAGGGCUGGGUGAUACCUGGUUUUCAACACUGUGAUACAUUACCAGCUAAACAUCAUGAUAUACUGACAUACCACAAUGUCUGAAAUAAGGAUGAAGCUGUGUAGAGGCAUUGGCUGGCUUCGUGGUUUUCCCCGCAUUGUGAUUUUUGCAUGGUGCAUGCACACACACAUAUCGUGAUUCCCAAUAUAUUGCCAAGUGAAGAAUUCUGAUACUGAUAUCAUGAUACGGACUUAAAACCGGUUUGGGACAAUAUAUCGAUAUAUUGCCCAGCCUGAUUACUGAGAUUAUGAGGGCCAGUUGGAUCUUCCAAAAGGAGAAUGCUGGAGUUCAGGUGCCAGAAAAGAACUGUAGCUCAGUAGAAUAGCAUGUGGUUACAGCAUCCUGGCAAAUCCAGCUGAAAAGAUUUCAGCUAGCAGGUUUUGACCUGAGAUUUGGAGAGCCACUGCCAAUCAGGAUAAAAAGGUAAAGGUAAAGGGACCCCUGACCAUUAGGUCCAGUCGUGAACGACUCUGGGGUUGUGGCGCUCAUCUCGCUUUAUUGGCCAAGGGAGCCAGCGUACAGCUUCUGGGUCAUGUGGCCACCAUGACUAAGCCGCUUCUGGCGAACCAGAGCAGUGCACAGAAACGCCGUUUACCUUCCCACUGGAGCGGUACCUAUUUAUCUACUUGCACUUUGACGUGCUUUCGAACUGCUAGGUUGGCUGGAGCAGGGACCGAGCAACAGGAGCUCACCCCGUCGUGGGGAUUUGAACCGCCGACCUUCUGAUCGGCAAGUCCUAGGCACCCACAGUGCCACCCGCGUCCCAGUCAGGAUAGGUGAUGCCUAUUUAUAUGGCUCAGUAAACUGACAGGGUCUGUGGCAGCAUUUGAUAUGAGCCUAUCAGGAAGCCAUUCCCUCUGCCAAGAAAAUCCUUCUUCUAGAAAGGUGCGGUAGUUGGCCUUGGCUGUUUAAGUGGUAAGGACAUCUACUUGGAGCCGUUUUAUGGUUUCCUCUAUUCUCUAGGUUUAGCCCUGGCACUGGCAAGAGGUUUCCUGUCUCAGCCAGGCAACAAAUUUUAUUCCUGGUUGACUUUCUCUUGGUAACUGUCUCCCUCCCUAGGUGGAGUCAUGGCUGGCAUUUUGAAAUCUAUUAUGUUUUAGAAGUCUAUCUAACCGUCCACACACACCCAUUGCUGGGUUUUUGUGCAGUUAUCUGAAGUUGCCUUUGUGCGGAGAGCUCGCUUCGCCUGUCCCCUGCCACUGAAUUACUUGCAAAACUCACGGUGCCAUAGGAAAUACACAGCUACACUCCCAGUUGGGUGCAAAAGACCUUCAGAAUCUCUGUGAAGCCCGAUGGAAAAGUGUAGCUGCUCACCUUUCCUCAAUGGAUUUUGUGUGUGUGGAUUUGGCAAGGCAGGGGAGCAGGGCCCACCUCCACAUGCUCUUGUGUAAUUUCCGGCCGAGGGGCAUGUGGCAAUCUGGGUCAGAGUUCAGCAGGGAUCAGGAGUCCGGAAUGCAGCUCGGCACAGCGUUGAGAAAUGGCAGGGGAGAGCAGGCUGGAGCUGUGCACAGGCUGAGGCUACAGCUAGGUGUGGCUGCACGCACCCUGGGCUGGUUAUCCUCCAUUACUUGUGUGGUAUGCUUCUACGCGGUCCAUUUCCACCCUGUGCCAGUUAAUGUCUCUGGAGAAGAAUCGGGUGAGAAGAGCAAAUGCAUUGAUUUCCUUUCUCCAAAGGAAGAUCCCGGCUUAAUAGUAGCUUUUGCAAGCGUCUCGCCCCUUCUCCCUGUGCUUCUGGAUAUCUUCUUUAUGCCAAGCCAAGGUGAUUGGCGACAAGGGGUGGGGCCUUCUCUGUAGUGACGCCCUCAGCACAGAACUCAGUCCCUAGACCAACCUCGCAGGUAAAUCCUUACUUUCUCUGUUUAGGAGGAUGUCAAAGGGGAUUUUCUUCUGGCAGGUGUGUUGGGACAUGGCAUGACCGUUUCUCUUUUUCCUUUUAAUCGGAAACUUUUGAGCUUACCGUAGUCCUGCCCAUCUAAUGCUAUUGCUUUAGGUAGUUUGGUGACUAUAUGAUGAUGCACUUUCAUCAUGUUUUUGAAGUUUGGUUUAUUUCAAGCUGUCUCUCUGGAGCCAUAAUAGCAGGGUGAAAAUUGCAGCAGGUAUAAAUAAAAAGAUGCAUUGCUGAUGGGGGCUGUCAGCCAUGCAGGGGCCACAUCCGUGUCACUAGUACACCCACCUGGUGCCCUCUAGAUGUUUUGUACUACAAUUCCCAUCAGCUCCAAACAGCAUGGAUGUGUAAUGCUGAGGCUGAUGGGAAUUGUAGUCUCAAAACAUCUAGAGGGCGCCAGGUAGGCGAAGGCAGCAAUAGCAUUAAUACUUGAUAUUUUAUUAUGUUUUUAUAUGUGUUGGAAGCCUCCCAGAAUGACUGGGGCAACCCAGCCAGAUGGGCGGGUUAUAAAUAUUAAUAAAAAUUAUUAUAGCAGCAUAUGGAUGGGAUUGGAGCUUGCUUAUUCUUGGAGGACAUCUUGCCUUCCUUCUCCAUCACACAUUGCAUAGAACAUAACAGGUAGACCUAGAGGCACAGACCGUGUGCAUGUAACUACAUGCGGCUCGUCCUGUUUCAGAAGAUGCAUUCCAUGUUCCUGGGGGGAGAGAAAGAUGUCCUGUCGGAGCCGCACAGAUCAUAGACCCAUUUGGGCUUUUCCUCCUGUAAAAGUUUUGCGGGAAGUGUUGUGCAAAAUGCGGGGAUCUUCUGAAAGUGUUCCACCCACCACCCCCGUAUUUUGCUAGUCAUUGUAACUGUCUUGUGAAUCCUAGUCAGGCAGGGUGUCCAGCAAGCACCUGAGCUGUUUAUAGCCACUAAGGAGGGGUUGUUAGAGCAGAGAGUUAUGCUAGACACUUAAAAUAGUAGCAUUUGCGUGCAAUGAGUUACGCCCGUGUAGGCGACUGGUUGUCGCGGCCUGUGUGCCUUGUGUUGACUGAGUCGGCUUUUCUUCCAUCGGCUGAUGAUGGUUGUGUUUAUGGGGAUGUGAAUGCGAACUUCACUUCUGAGGCUGCAUGAUGUAGGCAUGAAGCCCCUUUUUACGGGCUUUGGCAGCCGUUUUGCAUUCAUCAGUGAAGGUGGCAAAAGGGUGGGUCCCUCUCUCCCCAUGUCAUCCCUGCCUUCCAGUGUAUACAUAUGUGUAGAGUCAAAGACCAUCUUAGUUGGCUGCUGAGAAGCAUUUACAAGCAGUGUUUUGUAUAAAUCUCCUCUAGAACAUGGAUGUGGGAGCCUGAGACCUUCAAGAAGCAGCUGGACCACAAUUUGUACCAUUCCUGAUGUUUGGGAGGGUCAUUGCUCAGUUGAGAGGGUCAUAAAGUAACUGAGACCAUACCCUCCAACAUUUCUCUGAUGAGAAUCGGGACAUCCUAAGGAAAAGCAGGACAUUCUGGGAUCAAAUCAGAAACUGGGGCGGCUUCUGUAAAUCUGGAAAUGUCCCUGGAAAAUAGGGACACUAGGAGGGUCUGUGAGACCUGCCAGUCAGAUAAUGGUGGUGCAAGAGCAGAGCCAGUAACAAAAUGGAGGCAGAGGUUGGCAUAGCCAGCUGGCAAUUGGAAACGUAAUUUUCUACUGAUCUUCUCCUCUGAUAGAUCCUGCCAUUCCCACCCCAACAGUUGUGGGGCAGCAUACAAAUGCCACUUAACAAAUAACAAGCAAAAUAACAAAUAACAAGCAAUUUUUUUUAUUUUUGAGUAAGCAGAUUUGACUGGUGUGAGCUUGGUGUAGCAUCCAUGUGCCUGGCAUAGGUCACUGUGACUCUGUUGCAAUGUUUCUCAAACUUUGAUCCCCAGCUGUUGUUGGACUACAGCUCCCACAAUCCCUAAGCACUGGUCCUGCUAACUAGGAAUUAUGGAAGUUGUAGAAACACUGCUCGCAUUCAAGCCGUCCAACUUUGUGGCCACUGCUGCCUCCUGCAGCAGUGAAUUCCGAAGGUUAACUAUGCAUUGCAGGGAAAAGUACUUUGUUUCAUCUUGUCACAAAUCUUCCAAUGUUCAGAUUCAUUGGAUGCCCCCAAGUUCUAGUAUUUUAUGCCCUUACCUUACUCAGCUUUUCCCUAAACCAAAAACAAACAAACAGAAACAACAACAAAAAGAAACCACAAACCAAAACCCAAAUGUUGUAAGCUUUCCUCGUAGGGGUGUAUGUUUGGUUGCCCUUUCCCAAACCUUUCCCAGCUCACCUUUUUGAAGCAAGGUGACGAGAACUGUACACAGUAUUCAAAGUGUGGCUGUGCUGUAGGUUAGUAGAACGACAUUAUAAUAUCAGCAGAUUUAUUUUCCUUUACGAUCCCUGUCAUUGCAUUUUUCACAAGUUGCCACACACUGGGUCAACUAACCACCACAAACCAAGUGUCUCUUUGUUGGUCAGUUGCUGCCAGUUCAGACGCUGCAUAUAUAUGUGAAAUUUAGAUAUUUUGCCCCAAAAUACCUCCUGUCGCCUCCCACCUCACCUCAGCUGACCCCUUAUAAAUGCUGGGUGCCUUACUGUUAGGGUCUCUUUAUGGACCGAGUCUGGGUUGCAGCCAUCUGUUGAAGGAGCAGGAGAAAAACCGGCCCAUUUAAUCUUUCGUCAGCUCCUCUGCGAGCAUUGAAAGGGUGUCUGAAGUGCCUCAUUCAUGUUGAGUCAUCUGGAGUGCCAUGCCCUGGUGUGAAUUUGGCACAUUGAUGCUGCAGCCAAGAGUGUGUGCUCAUUCAGAAUCCAACUUGAUUGUGUGUGUUUUUUUAAUUACUGUUUUAUGUGUUAACUUCCUGGAGCUCUCUGUUGUUGCAAGUUGGGAAAAUAUCGCCAUGGCACAGACUGCAGGGGAAACGGGAUCCUGUGUUGUCCAGGGCAAAUGGACAGUCUGUCCUUAGUAGUCCAGAGUCCCUCCCCUGUACUUCCGGAUGUUCCGUUCUACCAGAGGGAGAUAAUUCACUGCACGUAACCGCUUGCUUUGUGGGGAACUGUGCAUUACUCUUGUGGCAAGGUGCCAUUAUCAUUUGCAAGGCAUCAUCAAUGCUGCUGCCGAACUCUACACAGUGAAUUAAACAAGCUGGUCCCUGCCCUAAGAAGACCGCAAUUUAAUUUCCAGGAGUGGAGCAGAAACAAGCAGGAAAGGUGAAGGCAGCGUUAGAAACUCGAAUGCAUAAGCUAAUUGCCGAAUGGCACUGUAAACCUGGGUUAUGGAAUGUCUAGGAGCUAUUUUCCCCCGACGGAAUUUUUUAUUAUUCAUUUCAUUUGUAUAAUGCUUUAUAUUUUAAAGGGGAAUAAAUCUCAAAGUGGUUUCAGCUCACUAAAGCAUCAAAUAAAACCAGAAUAAAACAAAUUGGAAGUUUUAGGGAUAAUAUUUCAGAUCCUUUUCUAAGGGACAUUUUGCUUUCCCCAUAUUUAUUCACCUACUUAAUUGGAUAUCACUGGCAGAUGAUGAUAUCUGCUGUGGCAGAAAAACUAUAGGAAGCCAGUGUGAUGUCUUCCUAGGACCUGUGAGAAAUCAAAUCCCCACUCAGGAAGCUCACUAGUUGACUUAGGGCCAGUCACAGCCUUCUAACCUGCCUCACAGGGUUGUUGUAGGGAUUAACUGAGGAAGGAGGAGAACCAUGUGGGAUAUAAAGGCAAUGAAUAAGCCCUUCUGCUUGCUUGCUUAAGAAAGCUGGAGGGGCCAGCCAGAUGGAUGAUGUCACAGUCACCAAUCUGGCAUCCAGAGAUCUCCAUGUGGUUGCGACUGGACCGGUGCCAGUUGCAAAAUGCGCCUGGCUAAUGUCUAACACUGGGUUAAGGUUAACAGGAAUAAAUGCCAGCUGCUGUAGGUACGUCAAGGCAGGCUUCGUUUUGGUUGGAGACCUCACAGGAGGGGAAGGUUUUGGAAAUUGGGGGGGGGGGGGAGAGAGACGGUACUACAACUGUGUGCAGCAAUGUCCCCAUUUUGGCCUAAAGUUGCAUCCUUUUGUACAUGUAGUUAGAAAUAACAGUUGGUGCACUCUGGCUCCCUCACAGAAAAGUUCUUUUUAUUUUUCUGCAUGGGAGCUGUUUAUUUCCCACCCCUCUUCCCUGAGCCUUAACAGACCUUUGGUUCAUAAGAAGUCUAAGUGACCGUCUUCCUACUGCACUGAACCAUUAGUAAACCAAACUCUGUGGUUUCCAUUGUCGUCAUUGUCAUCUGUCUGUUUUGAAAGACAAUGAAGUAUGCCUUCGGGAGUGAAGUCAAGCCAUUGCAUUAGCCUCUCUAAAGUGACCUCACUGGGCUUCAGACUGUGGGCAGUGUGUAUGGAGGUCCUGGGCUGCCCAGGCAACAAGACCCUCCCCUCUUUGGCCUCGCUGAUGUGGUCCAAAGGAAGGCAGAGCAAUAUGUUUGGCACCAGCUUGGUUGCAGGAAGGAGGCAUACAGUGCACUACUCAACUGCCUUAGGGACUCCACUCUGGAUUUGUGUAAGGUUUAUACCGUAACUUUUUCUUCUCCUGAAGAUACCCUGCAAGGCAGCAGAGGUUUAAGACCAGUUUUCCUUCUCCUAGAGGGGUUACCUUCUCAGGUGGAUGAGUUCUUGUCUUCUUUAUCUGGUAGUGGCUGCUCAGCCUUGCUUUCUGAGGUGCAAAGGGCAGACCUUGAGAGGCUUGUGCAUGUAGAACAGAGGUGGUUAAGCCCUGGGCCUCCAGGUGUUGGAAUCUCAACUCCCAUUAGCCCCCAUCACCAUGGCCAGUAGUCAGGGAUGUUGGGAGCUGGAGUCAAACAACACCUGGAGGACUGAAGCCCCCCCCCCCCCGGAUUUGAAGCAUUUUCUCUAGCUGUGGACUGUGGCACAUUUUGAACAGCUUCAACACAGACGGAGCCUAUGAGCUUGUGGUGCUGCUGCGAAUAUACUCAUAGCCACAAAAGGGAAGUAUAUGGAUUACGUAGCUGCUGCAUCUAAGGGGAGAGCUAGCCAAUGAGUGUGCACCUUUCUCAGAGCAUUGUGACAUGACUCAGGUCACGUCAGAAUGCAUGGACUGUCCUAUUGGGAAAGGGGUGUGGAGGGUGGGGGGCGCUGUCCCAUUGGGAAGAGGGCAGAGGGGGAGGGGCCCAUGUCUUGUUCGCCCCCAGUGCUUCGUUUUGCUGCUCUGGGCUGCCUCUGCCUUGGCUGCAAGCUCAGGCCACUCUGGAAGAAGGGCUGGUGCCCAAGCCUUGCCCUUGCUCUCUCAGCUGCUGUGUCCAGAGCUGCCAAACAGAGCUUGCUUAUGACCUCAUCGGCUGCUGCUAAGGACCUGUCUUCCCUUUGCUCCCUCCAGCAGCCACCCACCCUGGGCGCUCAGGGCCAGGAGGAGGAGCCGGCUUCCUCCUGGCCUCAGCCCUGUGGUCGGGAGGUCGGAAGGGAUAUGCGCCAAUCUUUGAACGGCAUGGCAGCUGGCUUUAGCGAAGUUGCCCCCCUGACAUGGGUGGUCUGAGGUCCUUGCCACGCACGAGUUUUUGCAGGGUGACUUUAGGCCUCCGCGUAGACCUCUGGAAGCUGGACUGACCCUUUUCUGGCUCUUUGCCUUUGAGGUUCCCUGCACCUGUGAGGUUUUGGAUGGGCCAGGGAUCUAUAAGGUGUGAAGCUGGCUACAAUCUCUGAGAUUAGACAAAUAUGUGGAGAUUUACAUCCGAGUGUCAUUUAACAAUGCUUAAUGGAUGUUCAGGGGCAACGUAUCUCUUGAGUACCAGGCCCUGGGGUCAAAGAAACUAAGAAAUUAAAGCUAGGAGCUAAAUGGCACCUCAAACCUAAGUUAUGGGCACAACAACGGAAUGUCUAGACGCACUUUUUUAUAACAAGAAUACAAGGCUGAAAAUGAAUGAACUGCAGCUAAAAUAUUAUGUUCAUUUUUCACAUGGUCUAGUCCUUCCUCUGCCCACCCACCCCUAAUAUUCUAAAGAGGGUCUCCUCUCCAGUCUUCAGAGAGUAGCUGGAAGUGGGGAGGCAGAAAAAGGUCCUCCGUCCCUUCCACUCUGCAGUUUUAAUCUGAAAUCUUAGGCCCAGAGUUUAGAAACUGCUUGCGCUAAUGAAAUUCCUUGCCGCAAAAUCUCCUAGAGUAAUGGGACUUUCGAACACUGACAACAGGAGAUAGUCAUCAGCUGCUUAGGAGCUUCCGCUGGCUAGUCUUGGAAGCAGAAUUCGAUGGAGCUCUGUCUGAUCUUGCAAGGCAGGAGGCUGCUGCCUUCAUGUCCUGCAUGUGAGCUGGCUGACCCUGUUGGAAAUAGGAAAUUGAACGAGGUAGACAAGGUUUUUUUGAUCCAGCACAGGACAGUUCUUUUACAUUGUUAACCUAGUUGUGUGCAUUCCUUGGGUGUGCUGGGCCAGACCAUGCACUCGACUCCAAAAUGAAUUGUAGGUGUUCUUCUGGGGUUAUCUUGAGGGUGGGGAACUAGGCAUGGUUCAGCAGUCACUAGAGCUUAAGGAAAGUGACAGUGGAAUGCCCUCUCUCCAGCAGCAGAACAUAUACAAUCUUUAUACUUACAGUGCUAACAGCAAGUGCCUCUUUUCUUCCUGUCUGGCAGAUCCGAAUACGAGAUCCAAAUCAAGGCGGCAAGGAUAUCACAGAGGAAAUAAUGUCUGGCGCUAGAACUUCCUCUACCCCCACUCCUCCACAGGUAAUGUUGAUCUGCUUCUUUAGCUUUAUUCCUCUUCAUCUGCCCUUGUACCCUGGGAAGGCAUGUAAGAAGCAACAAAUCUGGGGCCAGUUCACGCAGCCAAUUUCCUCUGCAGGUGAGCAGUUCUGGCCCCCUCCUCAGAGUGAGGUUUGUACAGGAAGAGGAUGUGAACACGUCCGCACACAGCCUUUGCGAUUCCUGUGAUUGUGGUGGCUGGCGGUGGGGGGAAUUGCUGCAGGCACAGAAAGCAGCUACCGGCCAUUCCCAGUACAUGCUGGUUCAUGCCAGUAUUUCCACACACAAACGAAAUUUAUAUGCCGUUUGUUUGUAAGGAGAACUCCAAGCAUACUACCAAACGAUCUAAAGCUAAUUUCGAAUCUCAUACAUAACCAGUCUCUCUCAUGAAUGCAACCACAGUGCCUUGGAAAUCUUUUCUGGAGGAGGGAUGGGAAUCAUUUUGUCUCCUGGAAUUGCAGAAAUGAAUUCCACAAGCUAUAUUUGUAGAGGUGUUGGGUCUUGCAUUAGAGGUUCUCUCUGCGUUGACUGGGUUGCAUUGCGUGAAGAAAACGUGACAUAUCUGAACUCAGUUUUUUAAGACUCCUUUCCUUAGAGGAAACCAAGGUCAUGACACAGUGAUAAUGGCGCAAGCCAUUUAUUUAUUUCCAUCUCUUUAUAUAUGUCGGUCUUUCAUCUAUUUGAUGAAAUGUUGAAAUCUAUGUAUCAGUUCUGAGCUGAUAUUUGAGAAAGAUAUAAUUGGGAAGGGGAAGGGGAAACUUUAAUAAUUCAACCCCUCGGUUUUGCGGGAAAGGCUUUGCAGCUAACACUUUACACUGGAACCGAAACUUAAGCUAAAAUAUAGUCAGUUGAAGCAAACUUGGGCAGGUAAUCCUAUAAUAAAAUUGUUCUACUUUUUGUUGUCCCUCCCCUCUCUUACAGGCUGGAAGUGGUCCAGAACCACAAGCCAACGGAGAGACAUCACAUGUAGCAGUUAUUGUCCGGCCAGGUAUGAAAUCCAAUUCAGGGUUUGGUUUGGCUAAAUCAGACAAAGGGAAUGCUGAGGUUUCUCUUUCUGUGUGUGUCUCUCUGUCCCACUAAUGUGAGGUGGACAGAAUGAGUGGUCAUGGGGUUGGGUUCAGUUUGCUUUCAGCCCAGAUAAGACAACCUGAGGUCCAGCCUCAUUUAACGUGGCUCCCAGGACCACCUGAAGCUGCCUUGCUCCAUCAGAAUGCCUUCCUGUUUUGUUUCCUUCUGAUUUUCCGCCUUUUAAAUAUGCUUUACUUUGUCUGUGUGUGACUUUAUAAUAAGGCGAAGGGGAACUAUUUCAUCUAUUAGUUUUGCUUGUUGAUUUUUUACUCUUUUCCUGAUUUGGAUGGCUUGGAGGGUAGGUAAAGUUUGUCUGAGAGCAAAAUUGGUCACCUGCCAUUUAUGCCUUGCCUUAUCUAUAGCACACUAAAGUCAGAAAGCAGUUAUUUUCACUUGCUUUUCCAGAACAGUAGCUGUAUUGGUCUUAAAAAAAAUAAUCUUCCUGCAUAAUUGUUUUGAGAGUAACCCCAUCAAACCCAGCAGGGUUUAUGUCUGAUCUGACCUGGAUAGGAUUAGGUAUUCUCAUCUGAGGUGGCUGUAAUGAAAUUUUGAAGCGGGGCAGAUUUGUCAGCCGCAUUGAGCUACGUUUAUUAUGCAGCGUAGCCUGAUGCAUGAAAAGUGCUUCCUUAGCAUAUUUCCUACAGGUGGCUAAAUUCAGCUUUUUCUUUGGGUAUAUAAUUUUGAUGCCAUGCUGGACUGAUGCCAAAUGGCAUUCAGUUUUCAGACCGGCAUCUGAGAAAAGCGGAGCUUAAAAUGUACAUCUUUGAAUCUUGGCAGACGGCCUCAGAAACGAUAACUGUGCAGUUGGCCCGACAGCUGGUUCUUUGAGAACCUUCCUGGCUCUGCCAAUUUUGUUCUGCUUCUGUGAUGGAAUUAUUUAAGGUUUUGAAAAAUCUAAGCAUCAUCCGUUCGUUUGGCCGGCCAGAGGGGCCUGCCUUAAACCGAGCAAAUGCUCUCGCGUGGUCCCAUUUGCACCAUUAGCAAAUUAAAUCUUUUAACUCUGUGUGCAAGAGUCUGUGUUUUGCUGUUGCCCUCCUGGUCUUCUUGGGCAGCAGUUCCUAAUAAUCUCUGAACGUGGGCCGUGCUGGCUAGGACUGAUGACAGCUUGAGUCCCCACAGCAACGCAAGGGUUACUUCUUCCCUGUUGUUUGCACACCCCUUUCUGUAAUUACAGAAGUCGAAAGUGGAUUCACAGCAGACGUAGAUAUCUCCAUAGGUACUGAGUUCAUUGCAAAAAUGAAUAAAUCAGUCACUGAGCAAGUUCAGUAUUGAAGCCAGUACUGUACAGCCAUACCUCGGCUCCUGGACACCUUGGGAGUCAAACUUUCUGGCUCCUGAAUGUUCUUUUGGAAGCUGAAUGUCUGAUGGGGUUUCCAUGGCUUCCGAUUGGCUGUAGGAGCUUCCUGCAGCCAAUCAGAAGCCGUGCUUUGGAAGUCGACUGUUUUGGAAGUCAAAUGGACUUCUGGAACGGAUUCUGUUAGACUUCUGAGGUACAACUGUACACUGUUCCUCAGAGUCCUUUACACUUUUGAGCCUGUCACUGAAUUAGUUCAUUCAGAAUUUUGCCUUACUUAGCAGAAAACCCUUCUGGUUUGGAAUUGUGCAGGCUGUUGCUUCGGAUGAAGAUACCCAUAAUUAGAGCUACAAAUUAAAAUUAAUAACAACAGCAACAAUAACAAUAAUAUUCAGGGACUUAAGCUCACUGUCCACCUUUUAGCAGCACUGAAAGCUUUAAUUGUCCUUCAUCAGUAGGCCGAGUAAUUAAUCAUUGUGGGUUGAUUGAUCUUUGAGGCUGGAAUUUCACGAUACAGUUCUUUGUGUGUUGGGGUGAAGCAGCAGCCAAUGUGGUGGCCAACAGAUGUUGUUGGACUACAAUUCCCAUCCCACCCAGCCAGGCAUGGUCAGUGUUCAGGAAUGAUGGGAUUCGCAGUCCAGCAGUUACACAUUGACUAACCUGGGAUAGAGGGUUAUCGUACAUCAGCACUGGGGAAGUUGUGGCCUUUCAUGUGUUGCUAGACUCCCAGCCACCGCCAUCCCUGGCCAUGCUGACUGGGGCUGAGGAGCGUUGUAGUCCAAAAAUAGCUAUAGGGUUGGAGAGUUCCCAUCCCUCACUUAGCACCUUCCAUCAAGAUCUCAAAAAAUAGCUCACAGUUUUGCCAGGUAAUGUAUCUUCUGUUCUGGGCACUAGGAGGCAGGAUCUUUCAACAGAAGGGUAGAUGGGUUUGAGUAUGAGCUUCGAUUCUUAAACCAGGUACACCUUGCUGUUUUAGGAGGCCAGAGGUUGAUUUUGCGUUUCUUUCUUUCUUGAUUUCCAUAUUUCAAACCAGGUCAUCAGUAGAACUCCACCCUCCUGCCCCAAAAUCCCUUUCUAAAUAUGCAGCUGUUGUGCAAUCCAAUUACCUUGCCAUUUUCAGUGUGCUUCCUUCCAGUUGUAAAUUGUGACUAAGCUAGGGGUUUUUUUUGUAGCUUCACAUAAGACCUUUAUUAAUUAUGCACAUUUAUUACCUAUAAAACGUCCCAGGGCAGGUUGCAUAACAAAUGCAGUAUAUAGAUCAGUGAUUCUCAAACUUGGGUCCCCAGCUGUUGUUGGACUACAGUGGUACCUCGGGUUAAGAACUUAAUUUGUUCUGGAGGUCCAUUCUUAACCUGAAACUGUUCUUAACCUGAGGUAACACUUUAGCUAAUGGGGCCUCCCGUUGCUGCCAUGCUGCCACCGCACGAUUUCUGUUCUCCUUCUGAAGCAAAGUUCUUAACCCAAGGUACUAUUUCUGGGUUAGCGGAGCCCGAAGCGUCUGUAACCCGAGGUACCACUAUAUAGUAUUUGUAGUUGUGUUUGCAGAGCAUAAGAUCUCAGAUGAACCCACCACAGGAAAGAUGCAUCCUGGUUGCUCAGGGGGGAAAGUAGGGGGAAACUACAGGGGGUUUUAGGACUAGAAAAUAAAUGAAAAUCAGGAUAAGUGCACUAAAGCGAAGGGGAAAACAACCACUCUUUAGGGCAUAUGGGAUUCUUGUCACCUGGUGUCCAUAUAACUCACUUAAUGAUAACAGCUGUGAUUUUACUCAUUGGCUAAAAACAUUGACAGGUGGAAACAGCCAGGUUGGCUCAUUUCACACAGAUCACCUAGAAAGGUACCUAGAGUAGACUUCAUCGCUUUCUUACUUUCUAGGAGGGCUAGAGAAGUACUUUUUUGAAAAAUGAAGGCUUAGCAUCCGGGGGCCCUGCCUGAGUGGACCAGUGAAGGCCUUCAUGGGUGCCAAGUUUGAGACCCCCGGCCUGAAUAGAUUCGUAUAUAGGGCCCUGGUUCAACCACAGUCCUAUGGUGUGUGGAACGCUUAAAAAAAAAAAAUCUUCCUUUCUUCAGAAUUGGUUAUUUGCCUCUUUGUUUAAAGAGCAACUUUACAGGUCCAGAAAAGUUGCUGUGAGCAGAUAAAAGUUCCCCCUGGGAAGUUUUUCUCCUUAUGUGUAACCAGCCACGUGGUUAUUUACAGGCCCGUCUUGUGGUUUCUGUUGCCCUCCCAUCUUCUGCAGCCAGGUGUUAGAAACAUUCCUUUCCCCAUUCACCUAAGCGCUAAAUGCUGCCUUCUCUUCCUCUUGUUUCUUCAUGCAGACGAUCGUCCCAAGGCUGGCCCAGUAGUAACUAAACCUGUUUCCUCGGAGGCGAGCAAAUCGGCUUCCCCGUCUCCCCCUCCGCCGCUCAUAGCAGAGGCCGAGUCCGUGCUGCCAGUCGUGCCACUGGUGCGCCCAGGGAGCCCCAUUGCAGUGGACACUACAGAGGAGCCGCCUGAGGUCCCCGCCGAUAUAUUUGAACCCGUUAGCGCCACCACUACAGUGCCAGGGGGCCCCGUGCUCCCCCAGGAAGCCCCCGUCUUGGACACAGAGUCACAGAAGGAGGCUGCUGCUAGCCCAAUUUUGGAGCCUCCCCCUCAGCCGGUUCCUGCAGAAAUGCCGGUGGCCGAAGAGACGGUGCCGGCGGAGACAGUGACUGUCCAGCAGGAGACCCCUCAGCCAGAGGAACCGCUUCCUGCGGCUCCGCCAGGGGCUCCCCCGACCCCACCACCUUCCCUAGAGGAGGUAUCUGAGGGGCCUGUGGAGUCUAACGGGGUGCUGGAGGAGGAGACGCCGGAGCCCGUGCCCGAGGCUGCCGCGUGCCAGCCAGAUUCCGCCGUGGAGUCCCCCAUCGCUCAGCCGGAGGAGCUGGCAGCGAUGUCCCAUGGUCUGGAUACCCCAGGGAAGCUGGCAGCCGAAGAAUCCGAGGAUCAGCCCGAGUCGGACAUGAGCCCCAUCUCCGAGCCCGAGGAGGUGAAAGCCGAGGAGCCCCUGGCCCCACUGGCCACACCUCCUGCCGAAGAGGAGGAGGAGGAGGAGCCGGAGGAGGAGGAGGAGGAAGAAGAAGAGGAGGAAUGUGAGGAGCCGGCCGAGACCGCAGAGCAGAGCGCCCAGCCAGCAGCUGCACCCUUGGAGGCCGCAGAGGUGGCCACACAAGGUGAGUGCGGCAUUUCAGAGGGAGCCCAGUGGGAAAAUGCAAGCAAAUCUCCAUCUGUGAGAUGGGGAGGUCAGUGGUGUGCAGCAAGCCUUGAUUGCUUGUUUGUAGCUCUUCAGUGCAGCUUUCUUCCUUUAGGAAUCAGCUUUGGUUUUUCCCAGAGAGAGAGGGCCAUGUUUAGUAGCCAGCUCUCUGUAGCUCUUUCUCUCCAGAAAUUCCUUUUGAGUCAGUCAGUCUGUGGCCCUAGGUAGUAAAAAAAAAUGUCUGGUUGGAGGAUUGUGGAUUUUUGUCUGCAUUUAGAUGACAGUGAAAUGGUAAGAGAAAACCCUAGGCUCCCAAUAACUAGGUGUGAGCUUGCUCUGUGUUCCCUGUUGAACUGUGUGUCCUUUGGGAAAAGACCCACGUUCCUUUCAGGAGCCUUCAACAGGCACCAGCAGUCAGUUCCAGAAUGCCAUUCUCUGGUUAGGUUCAUUGCAUUGGUGGGAAAACAGCAAAUGCUUCUGGGUUGUAGUUUCAGUACAUUUAAAGGAGCUGGAGUCUCCUGAAGCAUUUUCUCCUCUGCUUCUUUGGAGCCUUCUGCCUUUGAUGAUGCCUUGGUUUGUCCCAGCCGUAUUAUUCUAGGAUUAUUUCCUACCAACAGCAUAGUAUGUCUGCAUGUGGCAAAGAAGCCAGGACAUUUACCUGGCAGGUAACAGCAAACGUAUUUUGUCACAAGCGUUAACAUCCCGCAGCAAAUCACUUAAUUUGAUUCGUAAGAUUAAUUGGAACUUGUUCUGUGUUAACCUCCUCCCGCCGCCACCUUGGAGCAGGGGUGACUGUCACUUUGUGGCAGGGGCUGCUCUCUUCUGAGUCCCUGGCUAGUGUGGCUCAUCCUCCCCAACCCUCUUUGCAACUCUCUAGUGGCCGUAUCGGUGCCAAAGAAGAAGCGGAAGAUGAAGGACCUAAACAAGAAGGAAGCUGUUGGAGACCUGCUGGAUGCAUUCAAGGUGGGUGGCCCCCACGGUCUAGUCAGGAGCUGAGAAACAUAGCCUGAGCCAUUACCCAGAGUCACCUAGCUGGGUACCACUUCUUCCCAUCACUGACUAUAUCCCGCAGGUUAAAAUAGUUUGACGAUUCUUCCCCUUGCAAUCCCAUGGAAUCCUGGGGAACUGUUAACUCUGCAAGUAGCAGCAUCAAUCUUGCACAGAUAAUACUUAAAUAAGUGUUUUGUGAACUAUGGCUUGGGGCAGGUGGCAUUGUGGAAUCACAGAAUUGUAGUGUUGGAAGGGACCCCUGAGGAUUGUUAGUCCAGUCCCCUGCAAUGCAGGAAUCUUGCCCACAGCUCAAACCUGCUUAGCACUCUGUCCCACUGUACCAAGUAAUAAGGAGUGAAGGGUGGAUUCUGCAACGUGACCAUGAAUAGCGCAGAUUGGCAUAGCCUUAAGAUUUCAGCACCUUGAAAACCGCUUGUUCAAAAGGCUGCUAAGGAGGGCUUGAGACCCUGCUGGUCAGUACCCAGUGGGAUCUCCAAAUCCUAGCAGUGGGUGCAGAGCAGAGUGAUCAGGGAGAAGAGGUUUAAGUUGAACUGAUUUAUUCCCCCCUACCCCUUCCCCCAAAAAAGAAGAGAAAAGAAAGCACAGCAGUAUUAAACCCAUUGUGCAAAUCCCAAAAAAGUCAAUACAAAAUGACACCAUUUGAAAACAACUAAAAAGUGGUUUCUCCCAAAGGAAAUCCAUCAACAUUCCACAUGGAAUAGGCUGUGCUCACCUUUGUUGAUCACUUCGACAUGCAUGUUGGCUGUAAACUAAUACAGUAAUUUGAAAAAAUCUAUACAAGACUGGAAAUGUGUUUCCACUUCCCCCAUUGUUAUUUAUAUAUCCCUUUUGGGUUGUUACUUAAAUCUCUCUUUGUUCUCCUUUUCUUGCUUAAUCACCGUAAUUGUAAUUUUGUCACAACAACUACCUCCUUAGCUGUGAUAAACUAUUAUGGCACCACAAAUAAGCCAUUGACAGUAAAAUGAUUCCUUCACUGGGGCUCAAAAGAGUUUGCUCAGAUUGAAAUAGAACAGAACAAUAAUUGAUUGUCGACUAGCCUGUCCAGCAUGAAAAUGCAGUAUAACACCUCAGCUACCUUUUACAGACUAGACAGGUGGUAGUUAACUGUGCCCUCCCCAAAGCAAUUUUUUCUGGUUUUCCCCUUCCCCAAAGAACCUCCCAGGUGGUAUCCUUUGUAAAUGUUUUCUGCUGCAGCUUUUGCGUUUUUCUUGAGAUCUUCUCUGCUUGCCCUCUUAGCCCAGUGAGGGUGGCUCAGAGAUAGAGAACAAGCCCCCUGUGCCAGCCCCAGAGCCCGAGGAGCCUGCCCCCGUUCGCUCCCAGGAGGAGCCCGAGGAGACUUGGGAAGAGAAAGAGGAUAAGCUAGACCCUGAGAAGGUCAAGCAGGCUGACCAGAAGUACAGCUACACAGCAGGUGAGGCUCGUGCCAAAUGACUUUUUCUGUUCUCCCACCCCCACCCCUGGCUGCUACCUAUUGGAGCCUUCUGUGAUGAUCUCGUUUUUGAGCCAUCGUGUCUGGGCCACUGACACACUGUGAUGGAGCUGAGCAUCUGAGCAGGCUUGUGACCCCGUGAACUGCUGGCUUGUCUUGGGCUGUUGGGGAAAGGCUUUGCAGGAAUUCCCCUCCACCGGGUGUCCAGUCACUUCAGUAUUAAGCAAUAGUUGCUCUCAGCAAGGGCCGGAUCACUCGUUCCCCUUUCGUUCUAAGUCACUGUGUUUACAGAAGCCUCUCUUUGACUGUAAUGGUUCCAGCAGCAGGCACAGGCAUUUGUGGCUAUGCAGCCCCCUGCUAACUCACAGCAAGCCACUCUCCUGCAGAGCCGCCCCCAGCUUUUCCUUGCUGAAGAGAUCAUGCAAAUAACUGGGUGGUUUGUUCCUUUCGCUUUGUACUAGAAUGGGACGAACGGAGAUGCAGAUCACCAGCACACAGAAAUAGCUGCAGCUCUUACACUGACUUGCUUGUUUUCUCUGGCAAGGAAGAACUGGGUCUGCUUGGAAACUGAAGUGCAGUGCCUUUGAACUAGAUCUUUGCUAAUUAUGUAGGGUGAGGUGUGAGCCAGAAGACCUUGGAAGACAUGUGCUGACUCUUGGAACCAGAAGCAAGCAUGGGCACAGAGAGCACCCCUUCUCCCCCCUCCACCUUUUCCAUGCAAAUGUCACAGUAUCUUUUAAGAGCUUAAUCUUAAAACAACAGCAGUUCUGCAAAGUUACUGAAUGGGAGGAAAAUGUCAUUGCUCCAUUAACAACAGUAACAUCUCAUAAUGUAAAAGAGCAACUGUGACACUGCAACAAAGGAGAUGCAAGGCAGUCCCAAGUUAGAGAUUUGGCAGUCAGCAUUUAGAUAACCGGGGGGGGGGCAGUGUUAGAAGAUUGGGAACUCUGGGUAAGGAGACAGUGAAAGAUGCAAGAAAAUUUGAGUAGGAUCAUUUGCCAGGCACCAUGGUGGGAGGCACAAUUUUGCAUGCCAUAGCAAGUGUCUGGGCUUCUGAAGCCCUCCAGAGUGCAGCUCAGUUCUGGGGUAUGACACCCCCCCCCCAGUUGAAGAGGAGGGCUGAGAAUUACUCCUUCCGAGCUCCAACCUUACAGCAGGGGAAGUGGAGCAAGGAAUUGUCCCUAGCCUCACUGUAAAGUGCAUUGUGACGUAGGAGCAAGACCCAAGUCCUUGUGGAAGGGGUGAUCUUGGCAACAACGCAUUUUUGGUUGGCCAAGAUUUAUGAGCCCCACUCGAUUCUUGCGGAUGCAGCAUCACCCUUUGAAAAUGCAGGUGCUUCUUGCCCUACUGUUGCUGGGAACUCACCUGUUGUGAGUGUGAUUUCAAUUUGGUGCUUCCCUUAACAGAGCAGUGGAAGCCAUUGAACCCAGAAGAGAAGAAGAGAUACGACCGGGAGUUCCUGUUGGGUUUCCAGUUCAUCUUUGCCAGCAUGCAGAAGCCCGAGGGUUUGCCCCAUAUCAGCGAUGUGGUCUUGGAAAAGGUCAGUCCUCCAUUUCCAGCUGGGGUCACCAGAUGUCCCGCAGAUGCUUCCUUUUGCUUUUCUUUGCAUGGUGUGCCCAGAGAAGAAGAAGAGGAGUUUGGAUUUGAUAUCCCGCCUUUCACUCCCUUUAAGGAGUCUCAAAGCGACUAACAUUCUCCUUUCCCUUCCUCCCCCACAACAAACACUCUGUGAGGUGAGUGGGGCUGAGAGACUUCGAAGAAGUGUGACUGGCCCAAGGUCACCCAGCAGCUGCAUGUGGAGGAGCGGGGAAGCAAAUCCGGUUCCCCAGAUUACGAGACUACCGCUCUUAACCACUACACCACACUGGCCCUCUCUGGACAACUGCACAACAUGACCAGUCCAACGAAGUUGAUGUCAAAGUUGAUGCGGGUGGUGCUGUGGUCUAAACCACUGAGCCUCUUGGGCUUGCCAAUCAGAAGGUUGGCAGUUCGAAUCUGUACCAUGGGGUGAGCUCCUGUUGCUCUGUCUCAGCUCCUGCCAACCUAUACACCUUUAGGCACCAGGCAAAAGUGUUCCUUUUUAAUCAGGCCUUUGCUUAACCGAUCAACAUCUUACACCCUUUAAAAGGUGGCUCUUUGGGGGGGGCGUAUUGGAUUAUUUUUAUUUUAUAUUUUAUAUAUUGUGAUUUUUAUAUUAUAUAACUCUGGGUAUAGGGCAGUAUAGAAAUUCAAUAAAUGAAUGAAUGAAUGAAUGAAUCUCAUUGGCAUCAGCUCAUGUUAGGCCAAGACCUGUGGUGAUUUCUGAAAAGUAGAGUUUUAGGCAUGUUCGGAGGCAAAAUUUUGAAGAUUUUAAGCUGCACAACCUUAAGACUUUCAGAACCUGUCUUACCUUUUGUGUGUUUUUCUCCCUGCCCCUUGACUUAACAGGCAAAUAAGAUGCCCUUGCGACCUCUGGACCCCGUGCGCCUGAGCACCAUGAAUUGUGGACCAGAUUUCACACCCUCCUUUGCCAACCUGGGCCGCCCAACGCCACCUAACCGUGGACCGGUAUGUACCAUCACACGGUGUCUUGUCUUCUGGCAUGUAUCCCCUGCCAGCUUUGUCUGCAUGAUGAACUCCAAGUUAGUGCCAUCGUGUCUGGGCCACUGAUGCUCUGUGAUGGAACUGAGUAUCUGAGCAGGCAGGCACAUCUUCUGGCUCCCCCAUCUGUUGGAGCCCAGCAUACUGGGAGGCAGGCUAGCAUCAUGCUGGCAGUGCAACCUCUACACCAGUGCUUCUUUGUGCUGGGGGGGGGGCAGGUUGGGUGGCAUCUGAAAAGUGCUGGCAUCACUUCUCCCCCUUUGCUUCCACAGCCUGCAGGGCCAGGGCAGCGCCGAUCCCAGCAAAGCUUGAGGAAGGAGCCUCGGAAGAUUAUCGCUGUAGCGUCCCUGAACGAAGAUGUCAAGCUCAACAAGGCUGAGAAGGCCUGGAAGCCCAGCAGCAAGCGGGCAAGUGAGCCAGAGGAUCCUGAAAAUUUAAAAACCCAGGUAAGGACUUGCAUGACCUCAUCUGUACCCUCACACUUUCCUGAUUGGUGAGUCUCUUAUAGAUGCUGCUUAUAUAUUCACAUGCUCUCUCGCUUCUCAUAUGUAAAGUUCCCCUUUUUCCUUCCGUGGUUUGCUCAAACCCUAGCUUAGUGUGGCCACCCACCAGCUGAUCAGAGCUGAAGUCAAUUACUUGAAGCCCUGAUUUGCAUGCACCAAUUUUUAACCAACGUUUUAAACCUCAGCUUUAAACAAUUGUAGUUAGCUAUAACUAUAGUUGGUCCCAAUGCUGAUGUACAGUGGAACCUUGGUUGUCGAACAUAAUCCCUUCCAGUCGGGAUUCAGGCCUCAUCAUGGGACUGAAACUGCCUUGGUCGCACUGGUUGAUGAUCUCCGGCGGGCUAGGGACAAAGGUGAGUGCUGUUUCCUAGUUCUGCUGGAUCUCUCAGCGGCGUUUGAUACCAUCGACCAUAACAUCCUUCUGGACCGUCUUGAGGGGCUGGGAGCUGGGGGCACUGUUAUACAGUGGUUCCGCUCCUUCCUCCUGGGCCGUGUUCAGAAAGUGGUGGUGGGGAUGAGUGUUCAGACCCCUGGGCCCUCACUUGUGGGGUGCCUCAGGGUUCUGUCCUCUUCCCCAUGCUUUUCAACAUCUACAUGAAGCCGCUGGGAGAGAUCAUCAGGGGAUUUGGGCUGGGUGUUCAUCAGUAUGCAGAUGAUACCCAGCUCUAUCUCUCCUUCAAAUCAGAACCAGUGAAGGCAGUGAAGGUCCUGUGUGAGUGCCUGGAGGCGGUUGGAGGUUGGAUGGCGGCUAACAGAUUGAGGUUGAAUCCUGACAAGACAGAAGUACUGUUUUUGGGGGACAGGAGGCGGGCAGGUGUGGAGGAUUCCCUAGUCCUGAAUGGGGUAACUGUGCCCCUGAAGGACCAGGUGCGCAGCCUGGGAGUCAUUUUGGACUCACAGCUGUCCAUGGAGGCACAGGUCAAAUCUGUGUCCAGGGCAGCUGUUUACCAGCUCCAUCUGGUACGCAGGCUGAGACCCUAUCUGCCUGCGGACUGCCUCACCAGAGUGGUGCAUGCUCUGGUUAUCUCCCGCUUGGAUUACUGCAAUGCGCUCUACGUGGGGCUACCUUUGAAGGUGACCCGGAAACUACAACUAAUCCAGAACGCGGCAGCUAGACUGGUGACUGGGAGCGGCCGCAGAGACCACAUAACACCGGUCUUGAAAGACCUACAUUGGCUCCCAGUACGUUUCCGAGCACAAUUCAAAGUGUUGGUGCUGACCUUUAAAGCCCUAAACGGCCUUGGUCCAGUAUAUCUGAAGGAGCGUCUCCACCCCCAUCGUUCUACCCGGACACUGAGGUCCAGCACUGAGGGCCUUCUGGCGGUUCCCUCACUGCGAGAAGCCAAGUUACAGGGAACCAGGCAGAGGGCCUUCUCGGUAGUGGCGCCUUCCCUGUGGAACACCCUCCCACCAGAUGUCAAAGAGAACAACAACUACCAGGCUUUUAGAAGACAUCUGAAGGCAGCCCUGUUUCGGGAAGCUUUUAAUGUUUGAUGUAUUAUAGUAUUUUAAUAUUUUUUUGGAAGCCGCCCAGAGUGGCCGGGGAAGCCCAGCCAGAUGGGCGGGGUAUAAAUAAUAAAUUAUUAUUAUUAUUAUUAUUAUAAUCCAUUCCGGAAGACCGUUGGACUUACGAAACGUUUGGCAGCUGAGGCUCAAAGGGCUAUUUCGCCGUUUGGGUCCUGAAAUGUUCGGUUUCCAAGACACUCGAAAACCGAGGUUCCACUGUACCACUAAAUGAGGGUAAUAGCAGGCUGUAUAAAGGGCUCGUGUCUCCGUAAUUUAUGUGGUUGAGACUGUGAAUUUUACAUCUGAAAUAGACCACCAGGGUACAAAGAGGUGGGGAAAUAACCUCUUGCUUUUUCCCCAAGUGCUUUACAUUUUGCAUUUUAUUUCUGAUGGGUACCCCCCCACAAAAGUGGUGAAAAACAGCUGGGUGGUGGUGGAUGUCAUUCAGUAACUUGCAUUUUAGCUCACCAACAACUUCAUCUGGAUACUGGUAUUUUGGAAGACAUUCCUGCUCCAGUCUCUGUGCUUGCCUCAGAGGAAAAUGCGAGUGCCUGCUUUUGCUCCCUGGAAGGGAAGAAAGCCAUGCCCUCCGUGGUUUUCUUCCAGGCUCCUUUCCCUGAACCUCUGGGACAGGGUUCAUUCCUGCUGGAGUUCCAGUCUCCUUUACUUCCUUUGGGGUGUGAACUCUUCCUUUGAGGUGGCAGAGAUUUCAAAAGCUCCCCCCCCAAAAAAAAAACCCUGAAAAGAAAUUGGGAGGCAUUUCCAAUGCAUUUUAUUUUUCUGUGGAAAAUAGUCCAUUUCUUAAGUUCAUUAAGGAACAAUGAAUAGAUGGCAAUUUCAAAUACAGUCUUUAGGCAAGUGUGGCAGUUUGAAAGGGUUUAGCUUUGCUUACGAAAUACAAGUAAAACAAACAUGCUAAAUUGGCACACUCUAUAGAGAAGUGGUUGUGAACGCCCCUAGGGAGCAGUGGGAUUACACAGGGGGUAGCAGUAAUAGAAAUCGGGGAUGCUGGAGGCGUAAAUGACUCUCGGACUCCGAAAAGCUGGUAUCAACAGGAACAAGUUAAACAGUCUUGUUGCAAAUAGUUCCAAUUGGAUUUUGAAUACAUGUGCAAGUAAUUGUUACUGUUUGGAAUGUUAUGUGUCAGUAUCUUCCUUAGUGGAUUGUGUAGAUCGCUAUUCUGAAUAAUGCCUUUUAUAGGGUAGGGGGCACUGGGGAUGUGUUUAUGGCACCCAGGGGGUGGUGGCCCAAAAUUUUUAUGGACCCACUGCUCUAGAGCAGGGUUUCUGAAACUUGGGCCUUGGCCUAUUUUUUAGACUACAACGCCCAUCAUCCCUAGCUAGCACCACCAGUGGUUAGGGAUGAUGGGAAUUGUAGUCCAAAAGCAGCUGGAGACCCCAAGCUUAGGAAACCCUGCUCUAGAGCAUCGGGGGAAAAUCUUAAAGAAAACCCCAAUUCAGAAUUAUUGGAAAACCCAUGUGGCUGCUCCCGAGAUUAAAACAUAGAAGAUAAAGGAAAACGAUAUGGUGGCCAAGAUUCAGAAGGGGUGCAUGCAUUUUCCUGCCCUCAGCACUUGCGGGGAGACUCAUGGGGAAAGGAAAGAUGGUUGCCACCUUCCAGCCCCUGUGGAUUUGCUUUCCUCUUGGCUUGGGAUGGGCUCAUGUGUGCUCUCCUUCGCUUGCCCAGUUCAUUCCAGCAAACUCAGCCCUGGGCAGAGCAGAGCAGCCAGGAGCUGCUUGCCCUCCCUACCAGCUUGCUGGGCUGGCAGGUUUCUGAGCUCCCACAUCCACACCUGCAGAAGGAAGGAACGGGUGGAGCAGGACAGGUGUCUCUGUGUGUUUAUGCCAAGCUUACCUUGCUGACGGCGCCUGGGUGUUUCCUCCCCACAGGAGCUGUUCCGGCGUGUGCGCAGCAUUCUGAACAAGCUGACGCCGCAGAUGUUCCAGCAGCUGAUGAAGCAAGUCACCGAGCUGUCCAUUGACACUGAGGAGCGCCUCAAGGGCGUCAUCGACCUCAUCUUCGAGAAGGCCAUCUCUGAGCCAAACUUCUCUGUUGCCUAUGCCAACAUGUGCCGUUGCCUUAUGGGGGUGAGUGCUUCCACCUCUCUGGGCUGCAGAGGGCCUCGUUUUCCUGCUCGGGAUGGGAAGAGGCAUGGAAAUGCUGUUCGUUCAGGACCACGGCUUGGCUAUCAAGCCUGUAUCCUCACCGCCCUUAAAGGACCUUUGGAGAGAGGCUGGCAGUGUGGCCGAAAAGCACCAGGCUAGAGGACACUGUCAGGCAGAUCUUGCAUCCAAUCUCCAAGAAUGGUUGCCUGCGGUCGGGGGGCAGUCAGAUCUCCAGUUACGAAUUGGAUGGGCCCCACAGGAGUUUGCUGGUUUAGAGCGCGUGAGCUCAUCCCUAACUGCUGCAGACACAUGAAUUUACAGGUUGCAUGCGAAUAUGAAACAGAGCUGUAGCAUUAGAAAGCUGGGAUAGCUCUGUUUCUUACUACGUUUGAACUAUUUCAUUUCCCAUGGAAAGAAAUUGUAGCCAAAGUAGCACACCUUGAUUUUAUAUAUGUAGAAGAUAGGGUCAGAAAUUGGCCCAAGGGGCUGCUUGCAAAUAGUGGUUGCAUAGCUUACCAUUUGAGCAGUACUUUAUCUGUGGUUUUGUUAAAUCUGUGUCAAAAGAGGUGCCUGGGUGUAGAUUUCAGUUUCAAGUUUCUGUUCUCUCCCUUUGGCUCGUUGCCGUAAAGAUGCGAAGAGUCUGGAAUUCACUCCUUUAUCCACAAUUACAUGGCUGCAAUGCAUUGAUACAUUUAUUUCUAUUUGCUUACUAUGCAUUUUGUUCAUGUAUUUUCCUUUCAAUCCUGUGCGUUUCCUCAGUGCAUGUUGAAAGAUGAGCUGUGACUCGUGGAAAAGGGUUGAGGUGGGGGAGAUCAGAACUGGGGCUUCCAGCCCACUCUGCUGGCAGUAGAGGGCCAGUUGGAAACUGACUGAAACCGCUUCCCAUUGUGACUCGUGUCUGUCCCUGCUGUAGCUGAAAGUCCCCACUACUGACAAGCCGACCGUGAUGGUCAACUUCCGCAAGGUACUCCUGAACCGGUGCCAGAAAGAGUUUGAGAAAGACAAGGACGACGACGAGAUUUUUGAGAAGAAGCAAAAGGAGAUGGAUGACACAGCUGGUGUGAGUUGAGCUUGAAACUUGGGCAGGGUGUGUGUAUGAGAAAAAGGUUCCCCACCCCUGGGUUCCAGUGAUUUAUGGAAGUAACAACUGUGAAAUACGUAUGCACAAAUACAGAGAAAGAGGUAAUCAAGUUCAGCUCUUGGAUCCUCCUGACCUCUACCCCUGUUCCGUCCGCAGCCCGAGGAGAGAGCUCGUCUGAAGGAGGAGCUGGAUGACGCCCGGGACAAGGCCCGUCGGCGCUCCCUGGGCAACAUCAAGUUCAUCGGGGAGCUCUUUAAGCUGAAGAUGUUGACCGAAGCCAUCAUGCAUGACUGUGUGGUGAAGCUGCUCAAGAACCACGACGAGGAAUCGCUCGAGUGCUUAUGCCGGCUGCUCACCACCAUUGGCAAGGACCUGGACUUUGAAAAGGCCAAGGUAUGGCCUUGCCCAGUGUUCAGAAAUGCAGCUUUUCAUAGCACACAAGAGUACACAUCCCAGAUUGCACUGCCCUUUCGCUUCAUGUUGGGCAUCAGCAGAGUGGUUUCUCUGCUGCUCCUUCUCCCCUGGCCUUCUCCUGUUGAGAUGCUGGCUUUACAGCUCUUGCUCAGAGCCUACAGGGUUCUGCCCUCCAUGCUUUGGUGCCAGAUUAGAAAUGCCAAGUAUAGCUCUAGUCUGGAAGAUCAUCCUGUUGUCAUUGAACUACAUCUCCCAUCAUUCCCCAGCAUUGGCCAACUUAGCUGGGGCUGAUGGGAGUUGGAGCCCCAAUCAUAUUUGGAGGGUUGCAGGUUCCCAGUCCCUGGCAUGGCACCACUGCUUAACCUGGCAGGCUUUCCUUGCAUUUUCCGGGAAGGUGAAAUUUGGUGCUCAUAAUCUGACAUGGGAGAGGGGGAAAGGCAGGAAUUGGCAGAGAGGCUUUAGCAGAAGAGCUGGGAGAUGGCUGAAUGCCACUUGACAGUCGGUCCCCCCGUCAGUUUGCCUCUUGCUCAGGAAGAAAUGUGCAGCCAUUGCCCAACUAUACAGCUUACUUUUUUUUGUAGCUACUUGUGAUGUCUAUUGGAGAGUUUCGAGGGAUCAGCCUCCCCCAGCCAAGCUACUUUGCAGGGUGGAGAGAACUGUGCCCAGGACUAGAUAUUUCCCAGAAAGACAAAGGCCAGACAGCUGGGCUGAGGAAAAUAUGUCUCUUCUCCCCAGCCCACAAACAUUCAAGGAACCGGCUACCCCAGCCCUGGCUUCUACAGGGAACUUGUUUCCUUUUUUGAACCUCACCUUCCACCAUGAGUUGGAAGCCCUCAAGGAGAACGUCUUGCCUUAGUCGCUCCCAUCCCUCCCGCAACACGUAGGCACAUUGCUGUCUCUGUUUGUUCGUCGUCACUUCUCUCCUUUUCUCCUCUUCCCCACCCAGCCUCGGAUGGAUCAGUACUUCAACCAGAUGGAGAAGAUAAUCAAGGAGAAGAAAACGUCCUCACGUAUCCGCUUCAUGCUGCAGGAUGUGAUUGACCUCAGACGGGUAAGGUGCAGACUGCUGCUCCCUUAUGGCCCCCUCUGGGCUAGAUGAGAGCCCUGCCCCCUUCCUGGGAUAGGCCGGCCUGACUCCGGGUAAGGUGCAAGACCCACCUUUCCAUCCCAGGGCAACCUGAGUAGGAACGAUGGCAGCACGAGCCAACACACACUUCUCUUCCCACCCACCCCAGCCCCUUAGACACUGUUGCAGCCUGUAGCCCUUGGCUCGUGCAGCUUAGGCAAUGGGCUGACAAUACUGCAAGCAGCUGUGUUUGGUGCAGGGAGGUUUCCAGCGCUGGCCCUUUUCUACACCAAAGGGUGCUAUGUGCUCAAUUGCACCCUGGGAGAAGGUGCUGCCCAGGAGCUGCUCGCCUGUGUUGUUGGACUCCCGUUAUACCUGGCCAUUGACUAUGCUGGCUGGGGCGUUGGAGUUGGGAGUUGGAGUCCAACAAGGCCUGGAGGGUCACAGAUUCUCUAAUCCUGAUUCACACCCAGAGGCCCUAAGAUUGCAGUUCCAAGUGUCACAUACAAAUGGCUGCUUUGCUUCCAGCAUGUGAAUUACAGAAGCUGUAGGGGUGAGGGGUCAGGCUAUUGGAAGUGCUGCAGGGGCUCUCAACUGUUGCAAGGGGAAGGGCUGCCUGCUUGGAAGGGUUCACACGAAAAGCCCCCGUUGCAUGUUGGGCUGCUGAGCAUUCCCCUUGCGUGGGCCUCCUGCCAAGCAAUGCUUUGAUGCCUGGAUAGCUCAGGACUCGCUUCCGUUCCAUUCUCUCUUACUGCAAUUACUGGACAAGUGCUCUUUCCAGAGGUGUGAAAUAGAGCUGCCCUUGUCAGGCAUAGAGCUUAAGAGACAUAACACAUGAGAAACAGGGCCGCCUUUCCCAGAUGUUAGUGGUGGUGCUAUUGCUUAGUUGGUAGAGCAAUGUGCUUUGAAAGCAGAAGGUCCCAAGGUCAAUUGCUGGCAUCCCCAAGUAGAGCUGGGAAAGAUUCCCUGCCUGAAACCAUGAAGAGCAUCUGCAAGUCUGUGUAGACAACACUGAGCUGCAUCACCACCACCAGCAAUCAUUAUUAUGCCACUGCCCAUCUGACUUGGUUGUCCCAGCCAGCUCCCAACAAAAUAUUAAAAUAAAGCGUCAAACAUUAAAAACUUCCCAAUACAGGGCUGCUUUCAGAUGUCUUCUAAAAUUUGUGUAGUUUAUCCCCUUGACAUCUGGUGAGAGAGCGUUCCACAGGGUAGGUGCCACUACUGAAAAGGCCCUCUGCCUGGUUCCCUGUAACCUCACUUCUCGCAGGGAAGGAACCACCAGAAGGCCCCCAGAGCUUGAUGGUCUGACUUUGUAAAAGGCAUCUUCUUGUCUUCUUAUAAUGUUGCUGGACUGCAAGUACCAUCACUCCCGCUGGCUGGAGAUGAUGGAGGCUGUGGUCUUUAACAACACCUGCAUCUGGCCAGAUUAAGAGAUGUUGGAGGGAAGAACAAAGGGUGUAUGUUUAGAGGUCAGUUGCAAGAACAGCGACCAGGUGGACUAGCCGCUGGUGCUGUUGGCUCUGGAAGGGAACCUGAGCCCAGAGGCUGGUCCUGGCUAGACCAACAGAGAAGCUGGUGCUGACUGUCUCUCGCUCCUCCCUUGCCUUCACACGCCAAGCGUUCUGGGUGCUGUAACCUCUCCCCUUGCUUUCCUCUUUGCCUCUUGCAGAACAGUUGGGUGCCAAGGAGAGGGGACCAGGGCCCCAAGACCAUUGACCAGAUCCACAAAGAAGCUGAGAUGGAGGAGCACCGUGAACACAUCAAAGUUCAGCAACUGAUGUCCAAGGGAUCAGAUAAGAGGAGAGGGCCUCCAGGCCCAUCGUCUGCAGGUGGGUGGGUUGGUCGCCUUCUCAGUUUCUGGAUCCAUUGCUGCCUUGUGGAGGCCACCCGCUUUUAAUGCCCCUGGAAGAGAGAGCAGCUUUGGGACGCCCCAAGUUAAUUGUGUGCCUAUGUGCGUGAAGCAGCCGGGCGCCACCAAAAGAUGUGCUCCUGGCGUAGCUCGUCCUUAAAAAUUAGACGAAAUUAUUAAUUUUAUUCAUUUUCAUAAAAUUUAUACACCACUUGAUUGGAAAAAGAAAAAUCAGAGUGGUGUACAAAAAGAUGAAAUAACAAAAUUUAUGGACUUCGGAUCCAUGGUGGUGGUUAAACAGAGCUUCCCAGUUUAGAAGCAAUAUGCUACUGAACAUCAUAGAAUCAUGGAGUUUUGAAGGGAACCCAAAGGUCAUCUGGUCCAACCCCCCUGCAAUGCAGGAAUCUCAACUACAGCAUCCGUGACAGUUGCCCAUCCAACCUCUGCCCACCACCUCCCAAGGGAAACCAUUCCACUGUCAAACAGCUCUUGCUGUCAGAAAGUUCUUGCUGGUGUUUAGUCAGAAUCUCCUUUCUUGUAACGUGAAGCCAUUGGCUUGAGUCCUACCCUCCAGAUCAGGAGAAAACAAGCUUGUUUCCAUCCUCGGUGUAACAGUCCUUGCUGAACUGAAUAGGCUUUUGGGCUGAUCCUGCCAGACUUUUUUUUUCUUUCUUAGCCAGCCCCAAGCUGCCACACCUUUCUGGCCUUUGAUAGGCUCUCUUGUUCCAAUAGGAACAGUAGACAUGUGUACGCACUCACAGCUAGUUUGCCACGGAUAGGCUGUUACAAAUGAUAGACCUUGACUCGGCUGUCUCUGCAGGUGGGCGGGGCAGCCAAGUUUCGGAUGACGGCUGGAACACAGUCCCCAUCAGCAAGGGCAACAGGCCGAUUGACACCAGUAGGUUAACAAAAAUCACCAAGGUAAGCUGCUGGGCUGGAGUGGGUUUUUUGGGGUAGGGGAGGGUGCUUGUUUUUUGUGCAUUAGGGAAUUGUGGCCUUUUUCAAUUUAAAGCGACAGUUUCUAUUGGUUGCGAAAGAUGAGAGAAUUUUAAAAACCCACUUAGGAUAAGGCUACCUGCCUGUGCCAGCUCAAUUCAUGUGCUUGAUCUGUGUCCCUCUCUAGGGCUGAUGGGAAUUGUAGUCUAAAAUAUCUGUAGGGCACCAGGUUGGGGGAAGACUGUAUUUAAGCUCUGGGCAACAAAGGAUUGAAUGCAGGCAAGCACAUAGAAUUGCACACAUGAGUGGGUGGACUGGCUGGCUGAGGAGCAGCAGAUUGUUUGUGCACUAUAUGUGGCAUAGAAAGCAAACAGGUUACCAGAUGUGGGGUGGAAUCCUGUACCUCUCCUACCAGCCCCGCAUCAGGCUAGUGGCAUUUGUGGGCUGAUUUACAAGCCUGUACUGACUAACUUUGUAUGGAAGGACCUUGUUUAUCCCUGCAAAAUUGAGGUUUUUUAAUGACUUCUGGGGUGGUUGAUGGCGCUAUUGUUGACAUGGAGGGAUGGGGAAGGAGGAAUACAUACGGGGGCAGACAUCUAGUAGUGGUUGGGCUAUUCAGAAAGCAUUCUGUCAUUGUUAAGUAGAUGGGUUGGGUGCUUCUUUGGCUGCCUCUGAUGGUGAAUGAAUUGCCUCCUCCUCUCUCCUUGCCGCCUCCCAGCCAGGUUCAAUCGACUCCAACAACCAGCUUUUUGCACCCGGCGGGCGUCUGAGCUGGGGGAAGGGCAGCAGUGGUGGUUCGGGUGCCAAGCCUGCCGAACCAGGUAAGUGCAGCUGGCGCAACGAAGGGUUUGCAAAGUGGGUGGUUCUUUUGCAGCUCCCUGGUCCUCUAACCCGUUGUCCUUUCUUUGCCCAGCGCCUGACUCCAACCGGCCAGCCACAAGUACCUUGAAUCGCUUCUCAGCCUUACAGCAGUCGGCUCCUGCAGAGAGCCAGGAUGUGCGGCGUGUGGUGCAAAGGUCUGUCUCAUUCCCACUCUUACUUAGAUCCCCCCCCCUCUUGCUCCUCAGGCCUGCCAGGUCCAUCCUGCUGUUCCAAGCACCUUAGGUGCAUUUUUGGAUUUUGCAUUUGCUCAAGGGGAGGAAAGUAUUUGGCUUUUGCCAACACAUGAGCUCCUAAACCUCCUCACGUGCGAAUAGGGCAUGGCUGGCUUCAGAUGUUGGGUAGGAAUACCAAAAACAGAUACAGUGGUACCUUGGGUUACAUACGCUUCAGGUUACAGACGCUUCAGGUUACAGACUCUGCUAACCAAGAAAUAUUACCUCGGGUUAAGAACUUUGCUUCAGGAUGAGAACAGAAAUCGUGCUCUGGCAGCGCAGCAGCAGGAGGAGGCCCCAUUAGCUAAAGGGGCUUCAGGUUAAGAACAGUUUCAGGCUAAGAACGGACCUCUGGAACGAAUUAAGUACUUAACCCGAGGUACCACUGUAAAUCCCCAUCUUGCAACUUGAAUAAAGUAUUCUAAUAAUUUUGCAUAGUUUGAUACAUGUACUUUAUUCUGACUUUCCCUCCUGCCUCCCCAUUUUAUGUAAUUUGGAACUGCAUGGGACACUUGAGCAUCCAGGGAGAAUGUAGGGAAGCAAGACAGAAAUCAAUGUGGGCGUUUCUUCCUGCAACCUUCCAGCCUCUGUGCCACUUGCCUCAUCACCCUCUGCCGCCAGCAGUGCCAGUGGUCAGGGAUGAUGGGAGUUGUAGCCCAACAAUGCCUGAAGGGCCACAGACUCCCCAUCCAUCCUUUGUUUUUGUAGUCUUGGGACACAUUGAUGGCAUUAUAGGAAGGACCAUAAAUCUGCUAGAGUGCUCUCCAAACAGGGUCACAGGCUCAACCCUGCCCAUCUCCAGUUAAAAAAUCAUAGAGUUGGGAGGGACCCCAAGAGUCAUCUAAUCUAACCCCCGGCAAUGCAGGAAUCUCAACUAAAGCAGUCAUAACAAAUGGCCAUCCAACCUCUGCUUAAAAACCUCCAAGGAAGGAGAUCCACAGCCUCCCAAGGGAGUCCAGUAAGAGUUCAACAGCUCUUACUGUCAGAAACUUCCUCCUGAUGUUUAGUUGGAAUCUCCUUUCUUGUAACUUGAAACCAUUGGUGCGAGUCCUACUCUCUGCAGCAGGAGAAAAUAAGCUUGUUCCCUCUUCCAUGUGACAGCCCUUGAGAUACCUGAUAUUGUAUCUCCUCCCAGUCUCCUCUUUUCCAGGCUAAGCAUGGCCAGCUCCUUCAUCCAUUCCUCAUCAGGCUUGGUUUCCAGAGAAUCAUAGGCCUGGCAAGAGCCUCUACCUAAGACCUCUUGAGUAGGCAGAACCAGGCUGGAUUAGACAAAUGGUCAGCGUAGGGCAGCCUUCCCUAACCUGCUGCCCUCCAGCUGCUACAAUCUGCAAUUUCCAGCUGUGCUAGCGGGAACUUUUGAUCCAAUACAUCAGGAGGGCACCGGGUUGAGGGAGGGUAUUACAGAACUUUGCCCUUUUCUUCCCUUCCCGUCUUUCUGUUUUUCCUUCUGUGCUAGUCCUGAGUGGGACCCCAGCCGCCUGGCAAGUGUUUGUCUGGCAUUCAGUGCAGUUUCACCUGAACUCUUGCGUGGUCUCCUUGCAGAAGCAGCAGUAGCCGCGACCGCUCAGAAAAGGGCGGUGAACGAGGGGACCGCUUGGAGCGUGAGCGGCCAGAGAGGGGCGAUCGCCUCGAGCGGUCAGAGAGGCCGGAGCGGUCGGACCGGAACAGGACCCCUGUCACCAAGCGUAGCUUCAGCAAGGAGAUGGAUGACAGGAGCCGGGAGCGAGAACGAGAGCGGCAAGGGGUCCUCGAGACAGUGCGCAAAGUGGCCAGCAUGACCGAGGAGCGGGACCGAAGCAGGGAACCUGGUGAGUGGCAGGAAGGUGUGCGGGGUUUAGUGGGCGGUGGCCUCCCCCCGCCACUUUCCGAUUUGGUCCAGGACCAGUGCUGACCUCUCUCUCCCUCCUUCUCUGCAGCAAAGCGUGAACCAGUGGCCCCUGAGCCCCCCGCCAAGCCUGCCUUGUCCGAGGAGGAGCUGGAGAAGAAAGCCAAGGCCAUCAUUGAGGAAUACCUGCACAUCAACGACAUGAAGGUUUGUGCUGCAGAGAAGUGGCAGGAGCAGGGCAUUUAAUGGAAACUGCGGAAUAGGAUGCAGGACAUGGAUAUUAUACUUGACAUUUUAUGAGAGGGCAGUAGAUAAAUAUGGGUUCAUGGUUUGGCACUAGGAUGGGGGGGGGGAGUCUGAAGAGCAGGUUGGAAUCCCUCCUCAGCUGCCAAGAGUCUUGUCUAUUGAGCAAUUUUCUUAGAUAGGAAGCAUAGCAGAUUAAAGAACUUUCAGGUGGCAAAUCAUUUGCCUUUUCAAUUCCAAAACUGCUUCUGUGACACCCCCCCCCCAUUAACUCCUGGAAGCUUACCAGUGGUUCAUUGAUGCUUGGAGGGCAACAUGGAUGCACAACCAUGGCGGAGGGGAAUGCUGAGCACAGUCUGCUGGGCCUAACAGGCUGCAUUGAUGCCUCCUGUUAACAGAGGGGCCCCUGGAAGGACCUGUUCAGAUUCACAAGUUAAGGGAUUGGUUCGUUGGAGGCUGUCAGUCUUGGACCAAGGGAAGCUUGGGUUGAAAUUGCUGCGUAUCAUGAAGCUCACUGAGCUAUCAUAGGCUGAGGGUGUUUUACUAGUCCAGCAUAGCCCACCGGUAAAGUUAGGGCAGAUGGAGAGGAAGAGCUAAGGGCGUAAUAAUGUAUCACUGCAAUAAGCACGUGCUUAAAUCAAAGGAGCAGUAUUCUGCAUGACAUUCUCUUAAGGAGAGUGGCUCCCAUUUUGGGGUGUUGCCCUGAAAUAUUUCUCUAACAGGUCCUUGGAUUCCUCCCUGCAACAGGGUGGGCUUGGGUCAGAUCUCAACAGUCCAAGGUGCAGCCUUUGCUAUGAGAUGUUUGCGCUAAGCUCUCCCCCUUCUCUGCCCGCUUCUUGCAGGAGGCUCAGCAGUGUGUCCAGGAACUGAACUGCCCCUCCCAGCUCUACAUCUUUGUGCGGAACGGAAUCGAGUCCACGCUGGAGCGGAGCACGAUUGCCCGCGAGCACAUGGGGCUGCUGCUCUACCACUUGGUCAAAGGAGGCAUCCUCUCCAAGGAACAGUACUACAAAGGGUAAUUGAGCCCCACUAUGAAUUUUUUUUGGGGGGGGGCAUGCACAAUGCAAAAGCAGCCUCUGACAGCUGCACUAUCCAAUCUCGGUCCUUUGCACACACUGACUGCCCCCUUCCUUCCUUCCUUUUCUACCCCUAGGCUGCAUGAGAUCCUAGAGAUUGGUGAAGACAUGGAGAUUGAUAUCCCGCACAUAUGGCUGUACCUGGCGGAGAUCAUAACUCCCAUUUUGAGAGAAGGUGGCAUCCCCAUGGAGGAGCUAUUCAGGUGAGCUGGAACCUCAUUCCUUCCCUCCCCAUGGGCUUCCCUCCCCCCCCCCCAAACAAGUGAAUGACCUUCCUGUGGUCUUUUCAGGGAGAUUGCCAAGCCUUUAGUACCUAUUGGCAAGGCCACGACUCUGCUGCUGGAGAUCCUGGGCCUGCUUUGCAAAGGGAUGGUAAGUUGCUCUCCUUCAUGCCCUGGUUAACCUUGUCCGUUGGUCCUCGGGGAGUGCAUGCUGUGAUUGGCGAGCAGCCAUAAAAUGUUUUCGGUGCCUUUCCAUGUUUGGCUCUGCUUGUUUAUUGAAAAACAAGCUAAUUCCGCCUCCGACCAUGAUCACGGGAGCUCAGCUGUGGACUGGAGCAAUUGGCUCCUGUCGCCUCGAAGGCAAAGAUGCAGAAAUUCCGUGGGUCUCUCUGCUCUGGAACGGAGUGAUGGAGACACUUUGCCUCUCAGCCAAGCAAAAAGCAGGUGAUUGGUCUGCUGGAGCUAAGGGAAUUUGCCUCCUCUGUUUCUUCUCCUCUUCACACUCGCUUCCAAAUGUGGCCAGAGGAAAACUUGCACAUCAUGUAUUUUUUAGGUGCAAAAAAUAGCCACCCACAAGGAGUAGUUUGCUAUCACACACACACACAAAAAACCAAAUUCAAAGGUUUGUGGGAAUCAAGUAGUUAAUUGCAAUUAGAGUUCCAACAUCAACAAACUUUUCAAAAUUUAAAAAAAAAAGAUCCAGGAUAACUUUAGAUAGAAGCACCACAAAGCAGCAUCCAGCCCUCCUCCUCUGGCUGUGCUUGUUUAAGUAACUUCUACCCCUUUAAUUAGUGCCUUCCUGUUCAUUGGCAUGUCUAUUGAAUUGCUGAAUCAGCCUUUUGGAAGGAGUGUGUUAAUUAGUGGUUUCUUCUGUGCUUGAGGCUGAGAAUGGGGGUCUUGCCAGAACCUCCAUGCACACUGCCCAGUCUUGCGCCCUGGGGAGGUCACUUCAGUGUUGCUAACGGAGCAGCUUAGUUUCACCCCUGGAGGUGCACUUGUAUUGUUAUAAUUCUGCAUCUAAAAAAAACACAUGUAUGGCAAGCACAAGGUGGAGGGGUUCUUCUUGUUUUGUGUUUUUAUAUUGUGAUUUUACGUUGUGACCACCCAGGCACCUGCAGGUAUAGGGCGGUAUACAAAUUUAAUAAACAAUAAUAGCUCCCUAUUGAGGGUAGACGUAGUGGUGAAGCCGGGCUUGCAGGUGUCCUGGAUGAAAUGUUCCUAAGGUGGUCCCUGUUCCCCUGUAGAGCCACAAGAAGGCAGGGACCCUGUGGAGAGAAGGUGGCCUUAGCUGGAAGGAAUUCCUGCCCGAGGACCAGGAUGUCAAUAAGUUCAUCACAGAGCAGGUGAGCACAAUGAGCUUUGUGGGGGAGGUUGGGGCAGCUCCUGGAGCCGGAAGGGGCUUCAGCUUGGCCCCACAAAGCAUCCUCCGCGGAGGCAGCGGGAUGCCUGUUUUUGCCAUUGCCUCUGGCCCUGACUCUCGCCUCCCCGUUUCUCUCCUGCUCCUCAGAAAGUGGAGUACACAAUGGGUGACAACUCUGACGCACCCAGCCGCAAGGAGCUCACAUCGGAAGAGCUGUGCAAGCAGCUAGACAAAUUAUUGAAAGAAAAUGCAAAUAACCAAAGAAUAUAUGACUGGAUUGAGGUGAGUUGGGAAGGGCGAGUGCUGCUGUGCAGAAGAGCAUGGGAGGUGGGCCUGGGAGGUACCAGGAGGAGGAGGAAACAAUUGGAGGGGCAAGUUCUUCCAGCAACUUGGACGGUUUGGAAAAGGGCCCAGACAAAUCCAUGGCGCACAAGGCUAUCGGCGUCUCCUAACCACAGUGGCUGUGGUCUCCCUCUUCUGUUGCAGGCAGUAUGCCUCUGCAUGUCAGUUAUUGGGGAGAGUGCUGUUGCUGUCAGGUCCUGUUUCUGGGCUUCCCACGGGCACCUGAUUGGCUAUGUUGAGGAAAGGAUGUUUGACUAGAUGGGCCAGACUCUUCUUAGGUUCUUAUAAAGAAUCCCUGGAGAAAAGAGGCCUGCCGAGUGGAUUCCCAUCCCCCACCCCCACUUUUAUUGCAUUUUAUAUCCCACUUUUUUCUCACAAGGAGCUCAAGGUGCCCCCCCCCAUUCAAUCCCCACAACAACCCUGUGAGGUGGGUUAGGCUGAGAGGCAGUGAUUGGCCUCAGGCCCCCCAGUGAGCUUUAUGGCCAAGUGGAGAUUUGAACCCUGGUCUCUCAGCCCCUUAGUCCGACACAUUAGCUGCUCCGCCACACUGGAAGUUGCAGCUUCCUGAAUUGGGAGUCUUGCUGCCAAGCUACUCCUGACUUGUCUGGAGAGUUGUGCCCCACAGUCAUAAAAGUCCAUUCCACUUGGGACUUGACAACAGCUGCUUUGGACUGAGCAUCCAUCAGACGCUCCGUGAGGCACACUGUUUUAUAUUAUUAGGAAGCUUUGCCCCUUUUCCUUCUCCAGCUUGGAGAAUGGGAUUGCUGCCUCCCCGUCCCCCUUUAUUGAUUAGAUGGUGGUUGGGGAAAUCUGGGUACAGUGGUGCCCCGCAAGACGAAUGCCUCGCAAGACGAAAAACUCGCUAGACGAAAGAGUUUUCCGUUUUUUGAGUCGUUCUGCAAGACGAAUUUCCCUAUGGGCUUGCUUCGCAAGACGAAACAUCUUGCGAGUUCUUGCGAGUUUCCUUUUUCUUAAAGCCGCUAAGCCGUUAAUAGCCACUAAGCCGUUAAUAGCCGCUAAGCUGUUAAUAGCUGCUAAGCCGCUAAUAGCCGUGCUUCGCAAGACAAAAAAACCGCAAGACGCGAGGCACCACUGUAUAUUGCUAAACUGGCAGGUCUUUGUGGGGUUGGCUCCCUUGCUGGCACAUAGAAGGAGCAGCUUCAGUCAGGAGGGAAAAUCCGCAGAUGGAGUUCUGGCUCUGUGUGUGGUUGGUAUGGAUGUUUUUUAAGUGGAUUCCCAGAUACUUAGGUUGGCAGCUGCAAGCGCUUCCAACCUCUGAUCCUUGGCCUCUUCUUUCCCACUAGGCAAACCUGAGUGAGCAGCAAGUCUCAUCCAAUAUGUUUGUCAGAGCCCUGAUGACGUCGGCAUGCCAUUCCGCUGUUGUCUGUAAGCAUUGGUGCAAGCCUGGAGUGGCAGGGACCGGGGUGGGGGUGGCUGCGUAUUUGUGUGGCGGUUUAGUGGGAAGUAGGUGUCUCUGGGGGCCUGGGGGCUGAUGUCUCAGAUGAGAGCAGAGCCUAAAAAUGCCAUUGGCCCACCAUUGUAAGUGACCUGCCAAACCAAAAAACAGCCCCACAACAUUGCAAGGCUUCUCUGUGAACUCUUUUGUGACACCUGUGUGGAAACAAAAACGAAGUGAAAACAACCUGUCAAACAGGGAGCAGGCCAUGCGUGGUGGGCGUUGAUCAGCUUUCUAGCUCUCAUUAGUUGAUUACAGUGGAUAAAUAGGAGCAUUGUUUAUUACAUUCAGGCCUGGUGGUUUGUCUGUUUUUAUAGACUCCUCCACUCCCAGUCUAGUUUAUUUGGGAUUUCAUAUGUUUUACUUACCUUGUUGUAACCCACCCUGAGGCUUUAGGAUUAAGGGCAGGUAUUCAAUCUUCCUUCCUUCCUUCCAUUUCCUUAUUUGGGGGAGCUUGGUGGCCACCACUGGGAUGCCUGCUGAGGAAUGGCACCUGUGGCAAAAGCCAACUCACCUUGGAGUAAACUACCCUCCAGGAUUCGGAUGAGGCAACAGGCAGGGGACCAGGAGGCUCUUAUUGGCUGUUUUAGGGGUGCAGUGAGUCUUUGCACAACAUCCUUAACUCUGAACAUCCUUCUUUCCUACCCCCUCCCCUCUUCCUGCCGCUGCAGUCGAGAAUCCUUACCGGAUGGACAGUCCCGUGAUCAAGAGCCGAGCCAAGCUGCUGCAGAAAUACCUGAGCGAUGAGAAUAAGGAGCUGCAGGCCCUCUAUGCUUUACAGGCCCUUGUGGUAAAGCUGGACCAGCCAGCAAGUGAGUGUUUUGCCUUGGGAAGGCGACCUCCUAGCUUUGUGUUCCCAAGGGGCUUUUCAGUUCAGGAAAAUGGCAAUUAAAUGGGGGUGGGGGAUAACAACAUGACAAAAAUGUAAUAUCCACAGUUAUCCGAGAAAGAUAAAUAUGGGAAGAUUCGGGAUAGACAAAGUACUUUGUCACACAGAGCAUAGUUAAACUGUGACAUUCACUCCCUCUAUUGGAUUGAUUUAAAAAGAGGGUUGGGCAGAUUCAUGGAGUAUCAGCUGUUAUCAGUGGAUAGAGGCAUUGUUCUUCCUUUCGUCAUCUAGGGCGUUGCCUUACACAGAGUCAGACCACUGGCUCAUCUAGCUCAGCCGUGUCUCCACUGACAGGCAGCAGCCGCCCAGGUUUCCAAGCAGGGAGCAUCUUGCAGCUUCGUAUGGAGAUGCCAGGGAUAGAGCUCAGAAUCCCCUGCAUGUAACACAGAUGCUCUGAGCUUAUAGCUGGGAUAGCUCAGUCGGUAGAGCACGAGACUCUCAAUCUCAAGGUUGUGGGUUCGAGCCCCACAUUGAGCAAAAGAUUCCUACAUUGUAGGGGGUUGGAUGAGAUGGCCCUCGUGGUCCCUUCCAACUCUACAGUUCUCUGAUUCCCUUGAUCAUAGAUAAUAGAACUUGGGCUCAGCCAAUUACAUCAGUGUUUCCCAAACUUGGGUCUCCAGCUGUUUUUGGACUAAAAUUGCCAUUAUUGCUGCUAGCUAGGGGCAGUGGAAUUUGUCAUCCAAAAACAACUGGAGACCCAAGUUUGAGGAGCAGCGAGAUGGGGGGCUGGUGAAGAGUGCUUUCUUGUGCCUCCUGGAUGGAUCCUGCCCGUAGGAGUAGAGAGGAAUCAAUGAUAUGAUGUUGGUCGUAAGACCCUUCUUCCAAGCAUCCAGAGGGGCGAGUCGAGUCGGCUGGCGACCUGCAUUUCCCCCCCUGCGUUAUUUGACUCUCCUUCCCCCACCCUCUCUUCUGCUGCUUCCAGAUCUGCUCCGAAUGUUCUUUGAUGCCUUGUACGAUGAGGACGUGAUUAAAGAGGAAGCCUUCUACAAGUGGGAGUCGAGCAAAGACCCGGCCGAACAGCAAGGGAAGGGAGUCGCGCUCAAGUCCGUUACAGCCUUCUACACUUGGCUGCGCGAAGCGGAGGACGAGUCUGACAACAACUGAGCACCCACGUUGUGGGAGGUGGGACGGAUGGACGGACGGAGCCUGCCUGCCUGCUCUGACCCCUCCUCAGAGCCUUGGACUCCCGUGGGGGUGGCAGCGUGGUGGGUUAAGGAUACACAGGAACUGGGCGCCGCUCUCCGUACCUUCCUCCCACACAGGACUUCUUCCCCCCCCCCUUAUUAUUAUUUUUUUUUUGGUUGGGAUUUUUUUUUUGUUCUUUUGUUUCUGUUUUAACAGCCUGUAUUGGUUUGUGUCUGACGAUAAUAAAUUGAUGCUGAAGGAGGCGGUAAGUGUUGCUGCUCCGCUCAGCUCCCGAGGCCACUUGCCCCGGGGCGCACCUGGAUGAUGAUUUUAAUGAGCGGGGGGGCCCCCUCGAAUCUUUGGCAGGUGCAAAGCACCCGAAACACAUGUCUGUGGAAAGGGGUUGGGGGUUGGGAGAGCCUGAUGCCUCUGCUGCUCCCCCCCUCCCAUCUCCCCUUCCUCCUCCUCCUCCUCCUCCCCAGUUAUUGCUGAAAUAUAGAGAGAUUAUAUAAAUAUAUAUAUAAAAUAUAAAUAUAGACUUAUUAAAUCUUUUGAGGUUUGAGAGGAUAGGACUCUGCUGUCCGCAAACUUUGCCCUCCUGUUCCCAUCCGCCCCCCAUCCCACUGCCCCCCCUCGCACCCUCGGAUCACCGCCUGGAAUUAACACAAAAGCCUCUUGACGGAUGUUGUUGCUUUUUUAAAAUAAAAGGGGGAGGGAAUCAUUUCAAACAUCCGCCUUGCUUGGGAGCUGCUGGAGAGUUGCUGGCAGAGGGAAUAAUAUGGGGGUGGGUGGUGUGUUUGCAGCUCUUCGGUUUUGAGGUGGGGGGAGGCUUCCUUCUUGGGAGGGCCCUCCCACAUCCCCUCCCCCCCCACGCCCACACUGAGGCCACGGUUUUGCGACCUGCUUCGCCUGCGAUGGAUGGUUAGAAGGAGCUGCUCUUGUGAUUGAGAGAGAGCGAGAAAGAAAACAAAACAAAAAAACGAAAAACGCGAAAGCGAAAAUGAAACGAGGAUUCGGAAUUAUCGGUCACAUGAAUUUGUAAAUACUUUUUUCUUUUCUUUUUCUUUUUUUCUUUAUGGAGUAUUUAAUUGAAGAUUCAAAAAAGCAUCUUUUCACCGUAAACUGGAAAUAAAAAAAAGAACAUUGCUUAAAAAA